GCAGCAGCUCGAGGAGGAAGCGGUAGUUGCCGUGUUUCCUGUACAACGGGGAGCUGAUUUCACACACACACAGAGAGAGAGAGAGAGAGAGACUGAGACUGACUGGGUGGGGACUCGCAUCUGAGGCUCAGCUCAGCUCUCUAGCGAUCCAGCUGUUGCUGCUACUCCCGGCUCUGGGACUCAGGAAAGGAGGGGGGCAUUUUGCUUCUGACCACAUCUGGAUCCAGGAGGGGAGGAGACGGACUCCGCUGUGCGCUCCGGUUUGUGAAAUCUUCAUCCAGGUAAAGGAGAGGGCGAAAGCCCACUAAACGUGCUCGGGGGGGGGGGGUGUCUCUAUCCCUUUUUUCCCUGGGCUGUAGGUUUUCUUCCUUUUUCUCCAACACGAUGGUUAAGGGGCAGCCUCGUUUCCUAUGCAUGCAUCUGAUCGAUCGAUCGAUCUCUCCAAUUUCCCACCUUUGGGUUUGUGGCGCCUCCAGGCGCAAACGGGGUUUUCACAAGGGACUGGGGUGGGCUGACAAAUCCUUGCAAGCAAAAUAUGAUCCUCCGUUUGGGGAAGGGAUCUUGCAAGCGGGGAAUGUGUCGAGGGAGGGAGUCUAAUAACACGUCUCUCCCCGCCAGUGCAAGAGAAAUUGAUGGGAAUGUGGGUGGUGGUGUUUUUUCAUUCAGCCAGAGAACAAAACACACAAACACACACACACACUUUACGCCUCAAAGACUCUUUGCAAAAACUGCAUUUAAUUUAAUUUGGCGUCACUCCGGAGUGGUUGCAUCGCCAGCUCUCUGCCUAAUUUGUAAUGCACGUGAAUUAUUAUAUAUAUAUUUUUAAAAAACACCCUCCCCUCCUUUCUGCGAGGGAUCUUCCUGGGUGGGCGAGGGACCCCUUCCCACCUGGAUCUGUUUGCAAUCUCUUUGUUCGGAGCAAGUAGCGUUUUCUGGCAUGCCUGGACUCCCCUCCCAUGUCUCAUGCUGGGGAUGAUGUUGAUCCGGAGAGUCUUGUCUGUCUGAUUCAGAUACUGAAACUCAUCGCAAGCAUUGGGAUCCCACCCAAUAUGUGUAUAUAUUAAAUCCUUCUGUUCGGCUUUGUUUAAAGUUGUUUCCUCCUUCUCCAGCUGGCAAAGCUGUCUUUUUCAAUUCUUUUAAGUUGGGGGGAGAGGAAAAUCUGCGUAUUGGCUCCUUCUUCUGGAAAUAUUUCUCUUGUGUUAGCAGCUUUUUAAAUUUUAUUUUUAGGCAGUGGUAGGUGGUAUUACUGCUCUGAUGGCAAACGGGUGGGCAGGAAAGCUGGCGAGGGUGGGCAGCUGUGUUCUGCUGGCAGCGUGCACGAAGGCAAGAUUGCCAAACUGCCGAGAGAAAGACUCUGGUGUUUAUUUUUUUUUAAGAUGGGUGGAUGGAUGGACAGAUAAGCAUUAAAACUGGGUGGGCAGAUUGAAUGGGCAGUCUGACUCAGGGCAAACCAGCCCAGCCUACUCUUUUACCCCUCACCUCCACCCCACCAGACCAUUCAUAAAAUGACCUGGGAUGGGGACUCUACAGGAUGUUGACAUUGUGGAAGAAGCCCAAGCCUUGCAAAAGGGUGAGUGGCCAUUGACAAAGCAGGUCAUGCCACAGGGUCCAGCCUCUGGGAACAAAGACUGAAUUUAGAAGACUUUGGCCUGCCUGCUAAUCCUGGAUGAAUGAGAUCUGGCCUUUCUCCUGCCUUUCAUUUUUUUUAAAUCAUUUUUUUAAAAAAAGAACAAAAACUGGAGAUCAGCUUUUCAAGCAGCUCCACCACAAAUAUAUGCACACACACACACACACACACACACACACACACCAUCAUCCUAUAGAACAAGGCAGAACAGUCCAAACUUCACCUUUCUACUCCUUUUUCUUAAAAAGGAGGGUUGGGGAGAGAUUAAUUCUUAGGUGGGUGUAGAGUAGAAGAUGGUUGAACCCAGGUCUCUGAGAUGGGGAAACGCUUUGAAUUCUGGUUUCGUAAGGGGCAGAGAUCUAAGAAGGAAGAAGCAACUGCAGGGAAAAGAGAAGUGAGCUCUAGCAAAAUAAGCAUCUUUUGUUUUGAAUGCUGAGAACUCAGCUUUGCAGAGGUGAGGCAGGGCAGGAAGAGGGGAGGCAGAUAUUGUGACUCUCAAGAUCGGAGGCAGAGAUGGGAGUGGGAGGGAAGAAACUCGGGUGCAGAUUCAACCCCCACGUUUAUGAGGCAAUUAAAAAAUGACACCCCCUCCGCCUCGUUUGCCGCCCCCCAUUAAUUUUGCGCUAAUUGACUGUUACAACCCAUAAAGCUCAAUGGUCCUUAGCCUCUCCGCUCCCAAGUUCAUCCCAAGACAAAGAUACCUGUUGUCUCUUAGGAGGAGAGUUUUAUUAGGGCCUUGGAAGGGGGGCGGUCUCUGCUUUAUUUAAAAAGAGCCUGGGAACCCUUUUGCUUCUCGGCAAGGAUUGCCUGGCCAGGUUCUCAAACUUGCUGGUCCCGUUGACCUCUCCUUCAGUCCAGCCACCAUCCAAAAGGAACUCAUCAGCUGUUCCCUGGGGGGAAAGACCAGCCUGUUAUUUCAGGGUGCAUGCUCUCCGUGGGGUGGUUUGGCACUGCCAGUUGUCUGCGUGGAUCUCGAAAUGGCCACAUCUGCCUCUUGAUUUCUGAUUUCGCGACGGGAGGUCCUAUACCACACCCAUUCGGCCGCUCCUUCCAUAUUAACCGGAUUUUAUGGAAUCCUCUGAUUCAAAUCCUCUUUUGUGCCAUAUGGCCAUGCAUGGAACUGAAAUGCAAUUGGCUUAAAGAUGAGGUAGAAAGCCACUUGGCUUCUCUGUAUUUCCUCCCCUUUCUGCUUUCCAGAGAUGCUUUGCAUCACCUCGGUGGGCGUGGCGUGCUCUGAAAGCCUCCAUAAUGCAGACAGUGGUAGAGGGUUUUUUUGGUUGGGGGGGGGGAGCGGACAGCUAAGGAAGGCUUGAUAAACAUUUGUAAAAUAUAACUGCUCUGGAGAAAGUAACAACUCUCCACACACCUCUGCUGGUUGCGUCUCAUAGUAAAGAAAAGGUAAAGGACCACGGACGGUUAAGUCCAGUCAAAGGCAACUAGGGGGUUGCAGCGCUCAUCUCGCUUUCAAGCCGAGGGAGCCGGCGUUUGUCCGCAGACACUAUACCUGAAGGAGCGUCUCCACCUCCAUCGUUCUCCUGGACACUGAGGUCCAGCGCCGAAGGCCUUCUGGUAGUUUCCUCACUACGAGAAGCCAAGUUACAGGGAACCAGGCAGAGGGCCUUCUCGGUAGUGGCACCUGCCCUGUGGAACACCCUCCCACCAGAUGUCAAAGAGAAAAAUAACUACCAAACUGUUAGAAGACAUCUGAAGGCAGCCCUGUUUAGGGAAGCUUUUAAUGUUUAAUAGGUUAUUGUGUUUUAGUGUUCUGUUGGAAGCCGCCCAGAGUGGCUGGGGAAACCCAGUCAGAUGGGUGGGGUAUAAAUUAUUAUUACAAUUAUUAUUAUUAUUAUUAUUAUUCCGGGUCAUGUGGCCAGCAGAACUAAACCACUUCGGUGCAAUGGAACACCGUGACAGACACCAGAGCGCAUGGAAACACCGUUUACCUUCCCGCCGGAGUAGUACCUAUUUAUCUAUUUUCACUGGUGUGUUUUGGAACUGCUAGGUUGGCAGGAGCUGGGACAGAGUAACGGGAGCUCACCCCGUCACGGGGAUUCGAACCGCCGACCUUCUGAUCGGCAAGCCCAAGAGGCUCAGUGGUUUAGACCACAGUGCCACCCAUGUCCCUGCUUCUCAUAGUAAUUCAUGUUGGGAUGGCCCAAUUGAUGGGCCCCCAAAGUGCCCACAUGACGGGGUAAUGACAAGGAUUUGAAAAGCUGUAGGUCUGUGAUAGAGCAUCCGCUUUGCAGGCAGGAGGUCCCAAGUUAAUUCCCCAACUUCUCCAGGUUGGGCUGGGAGAAUAAACCAAGGGAAACUGCUGCCAGCCCGUGUAGGCAAUGCUGGUUAAGAUGGGCCAGUGAUAUAAGGCAUGUCCCUUAUGGGGAUCAAACCUGCAACCUUGGCGUUUAUCAGCAUCAGGCUCUAACCAACUGAGCCAAUUUUAUUCUAAUCCUAAAAGAGGAUUAGCUAUGAAUCCAUGGAAGUGGGAAGAUCUACCAAAAAAAAACAACAAAUCUCCCGAACUGAGUGGGCCUAUGUGGAAACUUUUAUUGAGCACAACAGCGCUGGAUUGGUUCACUGAGGUCACCUGAUUUCCUGGACCAGGAGGAUUCUGGGUUGUGGUAGUAGAACCCCAACUUGAGGUCUCCAACUGGUGGCCUUGCGGACAUCUGGAGUAGAGGAGUGGUCUUGGGUUGACUACAACUCCCAUCAUCCACAUCCAGCUUAGCCAGUGGUCAGGACUGAUGGGUGUUGUAGUCCCAACAACAUUUGGAGGGCACCAGGUUGGAGAGCGAUGGGAGAGAGCCUUGGCAUGUAGCUUCCAGGGCUUCUGGUUCUGAUCUCCCCCUGGGCAGAUGCUGGAACAGAUUUUCUAAGUAGUGGCUUGCUAAUCUACUGAUAUGCGUCUUGUGGAAGUCCUAUACAGAACCUGUUUUGCGGGCAGAAGGUCCCGGGGGUCAGUCGCUUGCGUCUCCCGUUAAAAGCAUCUGCAGCUGAGGGCGGGAAAUGUCUGCUCCUCUGCCCAAGGCCCUGGAGACCUGCUGCUGGCAGUCCGAGUGGGCAAUAGUGGGCUUGUCUACCUAAUGUAAGGAAGCUUUUUGUGUGAAUCACCAUGUUAGAAGCUAAAAUGGGAACAGGCUUGUGCCUGUAGCCCCUGAUUCAAUGCUGUUCCUGCGUAUCAUUUCCAUAGCUCUCUUAAUUUGCUAAGUGCUGUGUGGGCCUUACAGCUUCAUGGGGUGGUCCAGCGGUCUGACUCAGUACGGAUGUUUGGGGGGAAGUGACCCAGCUCAGCAGGAAGAGGUUCGAUCCUCCAGGUAGGGAUGGGAACGACCCCCCUGCCUGAAACCACAGGGCAUCACACCCACAGCGCCACCCGAGUCCCUUCCAACAUAUUGUUGUUGUUGUUGUUUAGUCGUUUAGUCAUGUCGGACUCUUUGUGACCCCCUGGACCAGAGCACGCCAGGCACUUCUGUCUUCCACUGCCUCCCACAGUUUGGUCAAACUCAUGCUGGUAGCUUCGAGAACACUGUCCCACCAUCUCGUCCGCUGUCGCCCCCUUCUCCUUGUGCCCUCCAUCUUCCCAACAUCAGGGUCUUUUCCAGGGAAUCUUCUCUUCUCAUGAGGUGGCCAAAGUAUUGGAGCCUCAGCUUCAGGAUCUGUCCUUCCAGGGAGCACUCAGGGCUGAUUUCCUUCAGAAUGGAUAGGUUGGAUCUUCUUGCAGUCCAUGGGACUCUCAAGAGUCUCCUCCAGCACCAGAAUUCAAAAGCAUCAGCCUUUUCAGAAAUUGACAGGCGAGCGAAGGGAUUUCCUUCAGACGCUGCUCAAAAGGCCACACCUGCUCUGCCGGCCAACGCACUCUUGGAGGAGAGUCUAGACGAGCGCAGAAUGGAGAGGGUCCCACAAAGACAACUGUGGCUCUGGCAGGGAAGCCAGAAAGCAGAGGGCCAUUGCAGACCUGGUCAAGAGCGUCACGCGCUUGACGUCUUGGAGGAGGCUGAGAUGUGGAAGUCAGGAUUAAGCCCCUGAUAUUGAAAGAGAAAGUUGGUUUACAUCGGAAGCAGUAGAAACACACGCCAGCGACGAGGCCCUGUUGCCCCUGGAUAAUAAUAAAGGGUUGUGCCCAAUGAUGUUUCUCUUCUUCUGCCUGCACAGUGGGACUUCCUCUCCCCCUAUGCCUCCCCCAAAUGUGUACUGGGGUUCCCCCAACCCUUUGGAGCAAAAUUGGGAGAGAUAAAGCAAACAUGCAAGAGAAGGAAGAGGAAGUCCUGUGGUCUGCGCAGAACAUCCUUUUGCUAAUGGGGUGACUUCGUUGCAUCCAGCCGUGUUCUGAGCAGAUGACACAACACUGAUGGCAGAAAGUGAGGAGGAAUUAAAAGAACCUUUUAAUGAGGGUGAAAGAGGAGAGCGCAAAAUAUGGUCUGAAGCUCAACAUCAAAAAACGAAGUUCAUGGCCACUGGGCCCAUCACCUCCUGGCAAAUAGAAGGGGAAGAAAUGGAGGCAGUGAGAAAUUUCACUUUCUUGGGCUCCAUGAUCACCACAGAUGGUGACAGCAGCCACAAAAUUAAAAGAUGCCUGCUUCUUGGGAGAAAGGCAAUGACAAACCUAGACAGCAUCUUAAAAAGCAGAAACAUCACCUUGCCAACAAAGGUCUGUCUAGUUCAAGCUAUGGUUUUCCCAGUAGUGAUGUAUGGAAGUGAGAGCUGGACCAUAAAGAAGGCUGAUCGCUGAAGAAUUGAUGCUUUUGAAUUCUGGUGCUGGAGGAGACUCUUGAGACUGCAAGAAGAUCCAACCUCUCCAUUCUGAAGGAAAUCAGCCCUGAGUGCUCCCUGGAAGGACAGAUCGUGAAGCUGAGGCUCCAAUACUUUGGCCACCUCAUGAGAAGAGAAGACUCCUGGAAAAGACCCUGAUGUUGGGAAAGAUGGAGGGCACAAGGAGAAGGGGACGACAGAGGACGAGAUGGUUGGACAGUGUUCUCGAAGCUACCAGCAUGAGUUUGACCAAACUGCGGGAGGCAGUGGAAGACAGGAGUGCCUGGCGUGCUCUGAUCCAGGGGGUCACAAAGAGUCGGACACGCCUAAAUGACUAAACAAAUGCUAGUCCUAUGCGUUGAGAAUAUAAGAGGAGCCAGCAGGAUCAGGCCAGUGUCCCACCUAGUCCAGCAUCCUGUUCUCCCAGUGGCCAACCAGUGGGAAAUUGGGAAGCAGAAUUCGAACAUAAGAGCAACUCUCCCCUCCAGUGGUUUUCCGCAACUGGGAUUUAGUAGUAUUGCUGCCUCCAUCUGUGGAAGCAGAACACAGUCAUUGACUUCAGUGGGUCUACUCUGAGUAGGACUAGCAUUGCAUACCACCUGAUAUCUCUAGAAAAUAUCACCACCGUGACUUAUGAACUAAUCACCUUCUAUGCAUGUCCCAAGGCGACUGACGAACCCGCAAUCUAAAACCCCGCUAAAAAUAGUUUUGAAAACAGAAGAAAGCAACAACUAAACUAUAGGUUUAAAGCCGUGCAAAAUGAACACCUUAAGUCGGAGACCUUUUCAUCCUGGAAAAGCUUGUCAAAGCGGAAAAAAGGUCUUCCAUUGUUUCCGGAAAAUGCAGACAGCACCCGGCUGUCGUAGCUCAACAGGGUUAGAUGAGCGAGAUCGGAACUCAGGGCAGCAAUUAGCAGGGAAGGAAAUUAUCCGCAGGUGCUCAGAAGACACAACGCGGCAUGAAAAUGCCCAGUUUUCAGAUGUCCACGUCAGUGUCUGCCCUGAAAACAGCCUGCAAAUUGUGCAACGGCCGUCUUUCCAGUCUUCCACUAGGUCCGUGGUUCUUGAACUUUUUUUGGUGCCAUGAACUCAACUCAAAACUAUAAAAAGCAUUAUAGAAGAAGAAGAAGAAGAAGAAGAAGAAGAAGAAGAAGAAGAAGAAGAAGAAGAAUUUAUACCCCGCCUCCCCGGCCAGAACUGGGCUCACGGUGGCUAACACAAAUAAAAUUACAAUAAAAUGUAAAAGGAAAGGAAAAAACAGUUAAUUAAAAUACAGGUUAAAAUAUGGGUUAAAAUACCAUUUUAAAUGAAGCCUCAUUUUAGUAGCAGCCCAUAAAUCAAAACCUAAAGGGGAGGGAAACACAAGGGUCAGACUGAGUCCAAACCAAAGGCCUGGCAGAACAGCUCCGUCUUGCAGGCCCUACGGAAAGAUGUCAAAUCCCGCAGGGCCCUGGUCUCUUGUGACAGAGCGUUCCACCACGUCGGGGCCAGUACUGAAAAGGCCCUGGCCCUAGUUGAGAUAACUAAAGAACUACUAGACUGUAAUCGAUAAAAAUAACAGCCAAGUGACAACCCAUAAAACAAUAUAUAAAAGACCAUGCAAAAAGACUGAACUGAGCAACCAAGUCACAUAGCAGAAUAUAAUAUCUGGAUUUUCAAUCUUGUAUCUUUUCCCCCAUCUCUGUUCCAAAAGAGUAUGUGUCACUGAGUGCUGGCACUAUUUUCGCCCCCGAGGCUGGUUAUAAUGGGAUCUUUCUAACAGCACACAGUUUUCUGUAUCAUCAAGUUCCUCCAUGCCAGGGCUGGGGCUGCUGGAUCUCUGCUCCAUUGUUCCUUGUGAAAUCAGCGUCAUUUAAGGAGGGGGGAAAAAUCUCAUUUCUGUUUCUGCAAGUGGUGGCUCUCUUCAGAGGGACAGGGAGUUGGCAAACAGAUGCUAUUCAAAGUAUGUUCUCUUGGAUCUAAGAAAGCAAAAACAUAAAUGAAUUUUGUGGGGCUCGAUGGGUCAUCGGUCUGAUUCAAUUUAUUGUAGUUAUGUGAACCACCCGAUAGUGUGUUGCAGAUCACUCUUAGAGAAUCACCUGUCAUUUUUUUUUUAAUCACAAGUACAGGCCCUUCCCUGUGUCCCUAUUUUUCCAGGGACAGUCCCGGAUUUACAGACGCCAUCCCUGUUUCUAAUUUGUGCUUAUCCUUAGGACAUAGGGACGCAGGUGGCGCUGUGGGUUAAACCACAGAGCCUAAGACUUGCUGAUCUGAAGGUCGGUGGUUCGAAUCCCCACGACGGGGUGAGCUCCCGUUGCUCGGUCCCAGCUCCUGCCUACCUAGCAGUUCAAAAGCACGUCAAAGUGCAAGUAGAUAAAUAGGUACCGCUCCAACGGGAAGGUAAACGGUGUUUCCGUGCGCUACUCUGGUUCACCAGAAGCGGCUUAGUCAUGCUGGCCACAUGACCCGGAAGCUGUACGCCGGCUCCCUCGGCUAGUAAAGCGAGAUGAGCGCCGCAACCCCAGAGUCGGUCACGACUGGACCUAAUAGGUCCUUUACUUAUCCUUAGGACAGGGGUAGGAAAACUAAGGCCCAGGGGCCGGAUCCGGCUCAAUCGCCUUCUCAAUCCGGCCCGCGGUCAGUCCAGGAAUCAGCAUGUUUUUACACGAGUAGAUUGUGUGCUUUUAUUUAAAAUGCAUCUCUGGGUUAUUUGUGGGCCACAGGAAUACAUUCAUUUUUUUCCUCCAAAAUAUAGUCCGGCCCCCCACGAGGUCUGAGGGGCAGUGGACCGGCCCCCUGCUGAAAAGGUUUGCUGACCCCUGCCUUAGGACAUCCCUAUUUUCAUCGGAGAAAUGUUGGAGGGUGUGGAGUUAUGUGACGCCUGAGAUAAAAAGAGACAGCCUUUAGAAGACAUCUGAAGGCAGCCCUGAACAGGGAAGUUUUUUAAAUGUUUAAUGGUUUAUUAUGUUUUUAUCUAUUUUGGAAGCUGCCCAGAGUGGCUGGGGAAACCCAGUCAGAUGGGUGGGGUAUAAACAAAUUAUUAUUAUUGUUAAAUUAUUAUUAUUAUUAUUAUUAUUAUUAACAUUCCUAUUUUCAUCAGAGAAAUGUUGCAAGUUAUGCAAUUGCAGCUAAUUUUAAGACUUAUUCACAACUUCCUUCCAUUUACCUUUGCCUGGAAAGAACGGUGCAAAAGUUAAGUUUGGAUAAGUCCUUAGUUUCACCCUUUCAACUUUCUAGAUAAAUAGCUCUACGCUAGAGCAGUAUAUCAUGGAACUGGCCAGAGGGGAGCUGACACUGGAUUCCAUCUUAAGUGAUGCCCAGUAAAUGUUACUGACCCGAGCAGGAACAGUGACUAUAACCCUAUCACAUUCAAUAUAUAGAAGCAUAGAAUUGUAGAAGUGGAAGGGACCACGAGGGUCAUCUAGUCCAGCCCAUGUGGAACUCGAACCCACAACCCUGAGAUUAAGAGUCUCGUGCUCUGUAUCUGCAAAUAGACAGUUGCCAAGAAAGUCCAACAGAGUCACAUUUGACGUCAGGAGGAGAAACUUCCCAGAAAUGAAGGGAGUGGGAAAGAGGAAGUUGAAAAGAAAAGACGAAAGUAGUUAAAUCUCUCCAGAGGGCUGGAGGGCUAUUCAGUUAUAAUUGAAUUAAUUAUUUCCAUCUGUCUACACAAUGGAAGAUGCAGGGCGGAUUCCUGUAUCCGAGCAAACUUUCGCAGGAAGCAAGUCUGAGCAACUGAGGUCAUGAUAUCAGGCAAAGUUCUGGGCCUUAUUGACAAAUGAAAAACAAACUAUCAGGUUCGGUUGGGAUCAAUCCGAGAGGUCAUAAAGAACUCAGAAGUGAAAUUGCUUCCAAAAAAGUAAAGUGACUAUUCCCUAAUUUCAGCUUCCAUGUCUGAGGAAUGGAAAACAUGUAACAGCAGUUACCGUAUUUUUCGCUCUAUAAGAUGCACCAGACCACAAGACACACCUAGUUUUUGGAGGAGGAAAACAAGAAAAAAAAUAUUCUGAAUCUCAGAAGCCAGAACAGCAAGAGGGAUCGCUGUGCAGUGAAAGCAGCAAUCCCUCUUGCUGUUCUGGCUUCUGGGACAGCUGCGCAGCCUGCAUUCGUUCCAUAAGACGCACACACAUUUCCCCUUACUUUUUAGGAGGGAAAAAGUGAGUCUUAUAGAGCAAAAAAUACGGUAUUUAAAAGGGAUUCAGGAGGUAUCCGGGAAAUUACAGGUUGGUGAGUUUAAUGUCUGUUGCAGGAAAACCCGUGAAUAGCACAAUUAAAGAUAGAUUCCCACGUAUAUAGAAGAAGAAGUCUUGUUGAAGCAGAACCAGCAUUGCUUCUGUAAGGUUAAGACCUGUUGCAUUGGGAAAGGGAUUAGAAAUGAAAGCGUUGCUAUAACAACGCCGUUAUACACAUCUGUGGUGCAGCUGCAUUUGGAAUAACUCACCUCAAAAAGGGUAUUGUAGAGUUGGAAAAGGUUCAGAAAAUGACGGCUCAAAUGUUCAAAGGGAUGGCGAGGAGGAAAGCUUGCAGCAUUUGGGGUUUUUUAGUUUGGAGAGCAGGCAAGUAGAAAUUUAUGAAAUUAUGCAUGGCACAGAGAAAGUGGAUGGAGGAAAGGUUUUUCCUCCCUUUCUCCAAACACUAGGGCUGAAUCUAGACAUAUAUAAAAAAACACUCUGGAAAAAUGUUUUUUAAAAUAUAUUGAAUUUGCCAUUAGCUCACCAUCGCCAUCUAGUGUCACCUUUGUAUAAUGCACUUAAACUGUUAUAUUUGCAGCUGUAGAGCUGAGUCCUAGGGUCCUACAUCCUGGGUCAUUGUACGUGUCGGUGAAGAGCACAUAAGUCUGCCCACCCCAUUAUGCCCCGCCAUGCGCCCUUCCAAGUCCGAAAAAGGCCUGCACAUGCACAGCUGGGCAUUCUUUGAAUGCAUGCGAAACUGGUGUUGCCUGUACAUCUUCACGCAUAGCAGGGAGUUAAAUUAGAAGGAGACAAAGUCAUAAGGCCACGUUGUUCUACCUCAAUAGAAGACUCUCUGCAUCUCCAGAGGUGUUACGCCUUUGAAAACCUUUUCUGGAAGGAACCACAAGCCACCUGAGAACAGGAUGCUGGAUCUGAGGGGCCUUGGGUCUAAUCCAGCCCGACUCUUCUUUUGUUGCUGUGCAGAAUGACAUCCUUCUGUACCAGGUGGCAUGCACACAUUCCAUUCCUGUUGGGACAGGGCUUCUCCUCCUCCUCCUCCUCCUCCUUCUCCUUCUUUGGCAAUCACCUGUAGCUGAGUAAGACUGUCUUCCAUAUACAGUGGUAACUCGGGUUACACACGCUUCAGGUUACAGACUCCACUAACCCAGAAAUAGUGCUUCAGGUUAAGAACUUUGCUUCAGGAUGAGAACAGAAAUCGUGCUCCGGCGGCAUGGCGGCAGCAGGAGGCCCCAUUAGCUAAAGUGGUGCUUCAGGUUAAGAACAGUUUCAGGUUAAGAACGGACCUCCGGAACGAAUUAAGUACUUAACCCGAGGUACCACUGUACACGGUUUUAACAAUGAGCCCGUAAGUGACUGUGGAGGCCAAUUCUGGAUCGACACGUCCUUCCACGGUGGGGACAUUGGUUUCCGGGUGGGAGUUGAUCAUGGUGUGGAUUUGCCAAGCGUGCCUUCCUCUUAGCACAUUUCUCCCUUGCGUCCUGAGUUCGAGUGUCUUCAAAGCCCAUGACACCUUUGGCAAAGGCUGUUCUCCAACUGGAGCGCUUGCAGGCCGGUGUUUCUCAGUUGUCGGUGUUUAUACUACAUUUUUUUAGAUUUGCCUCGAGAUGGCAGGCAUUGCAGGGAGGAGGCGCUUUUGACCAUUCCCUGCAUGCAGAAAAACAGCUCAUCAGGGACCUGCUAAUCUACCAGGUGAUGCUGAAGUUCUAAAUCAGCAUGUGAUUUCCAGGAAUAAAGAACGGGGCAAAGGGGUUUGAACAGGAGUAGCCAACCUGGCACCCUCCAGAAGCUGUCAGACUACAACUCUAGUCAGCCCCAGCCAGCAGGACCAAUGGUCAGGGCAGGGGGUUGGAAUAAAUGACCUUCAGGGGUCCCUUGCAACUCUACAAUUCUAUGAUGCUCUUAUUCUCUCCAUCUGAAACCAGAUUUUUCCACUUAACAGGAAACAAAGGAGAAGGGGGGGGGAAUGUGGUCUUCAUGGGUAGCAUCCUUUAUUUUAUUUUUUUAGUCAUUGCAGACUCAACAAAAGCGUUGCACCUUCCCUCAGGAGGCUUCCCUCCGGCAACGCAGCCUCUCCGUGCGAAUUCUCCGAGGGCUCCAGCAAUUGUUGAUAAUUGUGUUGCGUCUGCAUUGCUAGACGCAGAACGCAACCUGGUCUCCCGAAAGCCCAGGUGGAGACUUCCAUGAGACUUUGCCCCGGCGGCCUCUCCGUGUCGGGAAAAGCUGAGCUCUCCGGAUUAAUAAUUUUCUGCACGCUUGCUCUAAUUUGAUUUCCGUGUUUCCCCAGUGUCCGAGAGCGCUUGCAAUAUAUCCACCGCUGUGUGAGUUUCAGAACCGUACUGCGUGCAUCACAGAAAGUUGGGCAUAAUAUGGAACUUGCCGAAAUGUCCAGCUUUAGUUUUAACUGAAUAUGCUGGUUUCUAGUCCCUAAAAUACUCGCUGACUUAUGAGAUACAGUGGUACCUUGGUUCUCAAACUUAAUCCGUUCCGGAAGUCCGUUCCAAAACCAAAGCGUUCCAAAACCAAGGCGCGCUUUCCCAUAGAAAGUAAUGCAAAACAGAUUAAUCCGUUCCAGACUUUUAAAAACAACCCCUAAAACAGCAAUUUAACGUGAAUUUUACUAUCUAACGAGACAAUUGAUCCAUAAAGUGAAAGCAAUAACCAAUGUACUGUAUAAUAAAAUAAGGCAGUAUUGCAGAAGAUAAAAAUUAAAAUUAAUUUUUUUUCUUACCCGCAUCGAUGAUAGUCAUUGUUUGGAUGGGGGGCUUUUAUCCAUUUGCGCAUUCACACAAUCAAGCAGUAGCUGAACUGGGUUCCACACAGUCACAAAAACAAAUUAACCAAAAAAGCCUCAAAAACAAAAACGCAAAAUAAAUAGCAAAAACAAAAGCGCCAAACUUCAUCCGUUCCGGAAGUCAGUUUGACUUCUGAAAUGUUCGAAAACCAAGGCGCAGCUUCUGAUUGGUGCAGGCGCCCCAGAAACAAUAGCCGACAGCCGCAUUGGGCGUUCAGCUUCCGAAAAACGUUUGAAAACCGGAACACUUACCUCCGGGUUUUCGGCGUUUGGGAACCAAGGCGUUUGAGUGCCAAGGCGUUUGAGAACCAAGGUGUACCACUGUAUCUUCAAGAGAGCAAACUUUUAAGGCGUUGGACGACAUAAGGAAGGCUGAGAGGAGGGUUUUGUGGCCCGGGCAGCCCAGGACCUCCACACACACUGCCAAAACAAUGCUAGGGGCAGCAGUAAUUUGUCUUCACCUCCAGAGGUGAACUCCAUUGUCUUUCGAGACAGAUGGAUGUCAGCAACAGUUCUUGACCGCAAUGAUAGGCUUGUGCUUAGUGCCAGAAGCUAGAGAGGGGCAGAGCGGGGGGGGGGGGGCAGGCUUCAGAGACUAGUUAGGAACAUGGGAGCCCAUUUCAUACCAAAUCAGACCAUUGGUCUAUCUAGCUCAAUACUGCUGGCACUGACAGGCAGCAGCUGUCCAGGAUUUUCAGACAGCCUACCAAGAGAUGCUGAGGAUUACAAAUGAAAACUCCUGCUGCAUGCAAGGCUGAUACCCUCCUGUACUGAGUCAUUGCCAGCCCUCCAGGAAACAUUCAUUUGCAAGGCGUUAGGAGCACUGGAAACUGCCUUAUAUUGAAUCAGACCCCGGGUCCAUCUAGCUUGCUACUGCCCACACUGGCUGGCAGCACCUUUAAGGAAGGGUUUCCAGAGUUGUAGGCGACCCGAACUUUGAAGACCCGAACUUGAGAUGCCUGCAACUGAACACAGGGCCUUCUGCACCCAAAUAAUCAAGAGCCUUGUGAAAGAUGGGCAGAGCAGGAGGAAGCAGCGGGGGUUGACAGAGUGGUAUAGGCACCACCACAUCUACAGCUCUACCGCCCAGCCAGAUGGGAGGGGUAUAAAUAUUAUUACUACUACUACUACUACUAUCCUGGAAUGCCCCUAUUUUCCCCGCCAGUGCUGCCACCGCAAAGCUUAAGGAGGAGGAGGAGCUGGCGCUUGUCCUGAGGAGCAGCGGCACUGUGAUAGCAUCCCAUGGCCUCUCCAUGGCUGCUGCUGCCGGCCUCUUCCCUUGGGUAGCUCAUAGCAGCUGCUGAAGAGCGGGCAGGGAGGAGGAGAGGCUGCUGAGGCCCAGCCUUGCAUGAUAUGCCAGCCCUAAGGUGCAAGCAGAGGGCAGGGCUGCCCCGGGUGGGAAGAAAGGGGAAGCAGAGCACAGGGAGUCUUCGUUUUUCUGAAAAAUAAAAACUUUGUGUGUCUGCAUCUAAUCAUGCCCCUUUCUAAAAUACAGUGGACGCUCGGGGUGUGAACGUGAUCGGUGCGGGAGGCACGUUCGCAACCCGCAGCGUUCGCAACCCACAUCUGCGCAUGCGCGAGUCGCGAUCCGGCACUUCUGCGCCUGCGCAAAGCACCAUUUAGCACUUCUGCGCAUGCGCGACUGCCGAAACCUGAAAAACGCAACCUGAAGCGGACCCGGCAUGAGGUUUGACUACAUAUUUUGGUGUUUGUUUUUCUUUCUGUAAAUCUACCAAGGAACAAAAUUAAAAAAAAAAAUAAAUGAGGGGUUUUUUCAGGAUGGUGGAGGGCUUGUGUGUUGCGCCCCGCUGGUAUCAUGGCAUUAGCCCUUCUUCUGAUAGGAAGUACUGGGAGGGACACAGAAAAUGGGGGGUCUAAGAGGGUCAGUUUGGGGGCGAGGAAUGAGGAAUGUCCUUUUUUUCAUCUGAGGAAUGUUGGAGGGUAUCCGACUCCUUUGUUCUUUGGGUCACAGCAGGCAGGCAGGGCUCUUGGUUUGCGAAACUCUCAGGCUUGCAGAAUGCAGCGUGUUGUCUUGAUGAACAACACUCGGGUCCUGCCCUAUAUCCUCCCGCUAACUUGUGGGUGAGUCAGUUAAUUCAUGGUGCAGUCGGUAUUAUUUCCUGUGCUUGUUUAUGAGAAUACACACACGCCCAGAAAGUGGGGAGGGAGGAAAAAAGCGCAGCUUAACGCGAUCACAGCUGUUUAUAAUGGGAGAUGAUGUCUCGCUUCUAAACUAUUUGCAAAGCCUUCUAUUAAUUGGAUUACACAGCUCAGAUCGGCAGUUUUAUCCCGGGAUGCCGCCGCAUCUGCCCUACCAGCCACGCAACACAUUCAUAACGGAGAUGUUUAAACAGAAGCCAAGUCUUCUGAGAUUACCACCCUUAUUUUUCAGCGUUCGCCAGGAAUCGGUUUGGUCUCUUUGGGUUUCUAUUUUUAAGCAAUUCAGCCUUUUAUCUGAAAUAAAAAUUUGAAAGGUGGUGGUGGGAGCCAUCACUCCUUCAAGAAACAAAAAAAAUGAAAUAAAAUAAAAUAAAAAAUGAGUCAUUAAAAAAAAAAAACCCACAAGACGUUCACCCACUCGCCUCGUGCUGUUGCUAUGGCAAUUUGGCUCUGCUGUGCAAGAUGGUCUUCGAACUUUUCCCCAAACAUCACCCGGGGCUGAUUGACACAACUGCAAUAUGGGCUUUCUCUCCCCCCCCCCCCCCGCCUUUGCAAUUCCAUGUGGAGGCUUAACGUCUGCCAGGAACGCAGCGUUUGUGGCUAGCUGGUUGCACCCGAACAGAACUUCGCGCUUGGCAACUAACUCCCGGCUGCCACCGAAAAGGAUAAUUAGCGUUGCUAUUCAGCUUUUCAGCCCCAAAGGGCCCCUGAAAACAGUGAGCAGCAUAUUUAAAUCGGCAUCGUCAAUCAAUCAAGAGACAGAAAAUACAGGAUGGCAAAGACCUGGGAAGGCUGCACAGAGCUGUGUCGUUGGCAACUUACAUCAGCCUUUCCUGGGGCAGGCAGGUGUGGGGGACUCCCUGGUCCUGAAUGGGGCAACUGUGCCCCUGAAGGACCAGGUGCGCAGCCUGGGAGUCAUUUUGGACUCACAGCUGUCCACGGAGGCACAGGUCAAUUCUGUGUCCAGGGCGGCUGUCUACCAGCUCCAUCUGGUACGCAGGCUGAGACCCUACCUGCCUGCGCACUGUCUCGCCAGAGUGGUGCAUGCUCUGGUUAUCUCCCGCUUGGACUAAUGCAAUGUGCUCUGUGUGGGGCUACCUUUGAAGGUGACCCGGAAACUGCAACUAAUCCAGAAUGUGGCAGCUGGACUGGUGAAUGGGAGCGGCCGCCGAGACCAUGCAUGAUUUUAUAAACUCCUACCAUGCAACCCUAAGGGACGCGGGUGGCGCUGUGGGUUAAACCACAGAGCCUAGGACUUGCCGAUCAGAAGGUCAGUGGUUCGAAUCCCCGCAGUGGGUUGAGCUUCCAUUGCUCUGUCCCAGCUCCUGCCAACCUAGCAGUUUGAAAGCACGUCAAAGUGCAAGUAGAUAAAUAGAUACCACUCCAGCGGGAAGGUAAAUGGUGUUUCCUUGUUCUGCUCUGGUUCGCCAGAAGCGGCUUGCUCAUGCUGGCCACAUGACCCGGAAGCUGUACGCCGGCUCCCUUGGUCAAUAAAGCGAGAUGAGCGCCGCAACCCCAGAGUCAGCCACGACUGGACCUAAUGGUCAGGGGUCCCUUUACCUUUACCUUACCACGCAACCCUAUUACUCGCCUUUUUCUCAAAGCUAAAAAGUCCCAGGCUGCAAGCAACUUUUCCUGACAGAGGCAGCUAAAUCUGCUCUUGGGUGUUAGCUUGUGGCAGUGCAAGGAAGCAGGUGCCGACUCUGCAACGGCUGCUUCCACAUCACUGUGUGGUUGGGCUGCUGCUUCCUCUUCUGGCGACUUCCUCCCUCCAUUCAUCAGAGCAGCUAGACAGGAACCAAAUACCUGCUCUUGACAGUAUCUCACGGUGGGGGUGGAAGUCCACCAGGCGUGGUCCUCUGGGAUCUCACUGAAUGGCCUGGUACCUUAAGUGAUGAUGAUGAUGAUGAUGAUGAUGAUGAUGAUGAUGAAUACCCUGCUCAUCUGGCUGGGUUUCCCAAGCCACUCUGGGCAGUUUCCAGAAAAAUAAAUACUGUAUUCUUCCGUGUAUAACACGCCCCCGUGUAUAAGACGCCCCCUAUUUUUGGUGACUCCAAAUUAGGAAAAUGGGGGGUGGCCCCCAGAGUUGUUGAACUUUUUUAGGGGGGGUUGUGCCUACCCAAUUAGCACAACGACAGCAAAUCAACACCAGCCCUCACCGCAGCAACCAAUAACAUGCCAAAUAGCCUCUGGCAAUCUUAGGCUCAUGGCAGGUAAAGGUACCCCUGACCGUUAGGUCCAGUCGCGGACGACUCUGGGGUUGCAGCGCUCAUCUCACUUUAUUGGCUGAGGGAGCUGGUGUACAGCUUCUGGGUCAUGUGGCCAGCAUGACUAAGCCACUUCUGGCGAACCAGAGCAGCGCACGGAAACGCCAUUUACCUUCCCGCCGGAGCGGUACCUAUUUAUCUACUUGCACUGGCGUGCUUUUGAACUGCUAGGUUGGCAGGAGCAGGGACCAGGUAACGGGAGCUCACCCCGUCACAGGGAUUCGAACCUCCGACCUUCCGAUCAGCAAGCCCUAGGCUCUGUGGUUUAGACCACAGCGCCACCCGUGUCCCAGGACAGUGGUAGCCAGUGCUUUUUUUUCUCUAAAAAAAAUGUUUAGGGGUACUCUCAUUUUCCUACUCAUAUUGACAUACUGCCCCUCAAUGAGGCCAAAAACACUGGUGGUAGCCAACAUGAUGUAAAUUAUGUAGUUUUUUUUUUCAUAUUGUGAGCCACUUUGGGCAUGGCUUUAACUAGGCUUUCCAUAUUUCAGAAAGUGAAAACCCAGACACAAAAGUUGGUGAGUUGGUGAGCUUUUUCUUUUUUUCUUUUUUGGCAAAGUUGUUGGCUAUGUCCAGGAAAUUUCCGAUGUACGGCAACUCUACUUUCGCUAUGCAAAGGUUGUGGGUUCGAGCUGCCCCCUGCGUUGCAGGGUGUUGGACUAGAUUACUCUUGUGGUCCCUUCCAGCUCUUUGAUUCUCUGAUACUCCUGUGAAUUUUGGAUAAUAUGCACAUCUUUGCAAGCGAUUUUCUCCUAACCUAAUGCGUUUCCACAUUGUUUUCACUCCUUCUGCACACAUCAUUCGGCUGGGGAACUGAGGCACAAAAUUUGGAGGUGUGUCCUUACCAUCAGGGCAGCUGUGUUUCAGUUUGCCUCUCAUUUGGGGAAAUGCAAACUAGGGAUGUUAGCACACAAAUGUGAACAGAACCAAAUUUCUCCCUCAAAUGCCACAAUUUGUGCUUCCACCGCCCGCCCCCCCGAAUAUUCAUCUUCCCUGGGUGGCCCCACUAGGCUCUAGCAUUGAGAGAGGGAGAAAGGAGCUUUUCUGCAUCCAUUUCCCCUUGAUAAUUUUGGUUGUCCUUUUCGGCAGCAGACUUUAGGAGAUGUGGAGGGCGGAAAUGUGUGGGUUGCUUGCUUCGUUUUGGUAAAUUGUCGCCGUCGUUUGACACGUUCUUCGGAUGUACAUAUUUCCUGCAAUAUACUGCUGAUUAUAUCCGAGAUAAGGUCUUUGAACCCUGUUGUGAAGCCUGUCCACCCCACAGCCGCCCGAUAGAUACACACAGACAUGCCAGUUCCUUUAAAAAAACAAAAUUAUAAUUAUACCAUAUUUCAUUUCAUCUUUUCUUCUGGUUGACUUCCAUUCCUCCUCAAAGCGGUUUCAUUUACAUCCUUUUAUAAACUGUUUCCUUCUCUCUUUUGUAGUUCCAAUUCUCCCCUUAUCUCUUUCAUUCAAAUUUCAGUUUUUACACACACAUGCCAGUUCCGUUGGGUGGGCCCCACAUUCAAGAGGGGAGGAACCCAACACAUCAGCCACAAAAAAACAAAAAAAGGAAGGCGAUGUGGAGCACGGGUUAUAAUCAGAGUCAUUUCCAGCGUUUGCAAAAACGAACUUACAGAUAAGCCCUUAAUCUUCUCAAGCGCUACAGCUAACUCUCCGCCACAGGCUGCCCCCAUUUUUAACCUUCCUCGUUACAGUUAGAUUCGUUGCGGGAAAUCUCGUUGUGCCUGCAUUCUUGCAUUCCUGCAGGUGGAAUCUGUGCCCGGACUUGGUACUGGCGACACUUACCGCUAAGAUCAGUGUGACCGACAAAAUGGGGCAGAGUGGGGCAGCUCUCCUCAGGCAGACAAUUUGGGGGUACCUUUCAGACCUUUGGGUGGUGCCAGGGGGCAGGGGCAGCAAGCACUGCCCCUAGAAAGGAGCUCGUCCCCUGCCCACUUGCCCUGCAUUUAUGGGUUACACUACAUAACAGAUAUGUUGGCUCCCAGCACGUUUCCGAGCACAAUUCAAAGUGUUGGUGCUGACCUUGAAAGCCCAAAACAGCCUUGGCCCAGUAUACCUGAAGGAGCGUCUCCACCCCCAUCAUUCUGCCCGGACACUGAGGUCCAGCGCCGAGGGCCUUCUGGUGGUUCCCUCCCUGCGAGAAGCCAAGUUACAGGGAACCAGGCACAGGGCCUUCUCGGUGGUGGCGCCCACCCUGCAGAACGCCCUCCCAUCAAAUGUCAAGGAAAUAAACAACUACCUGUCUCUUAGAAGACAUCUGAAGGCAAUCCUGUAUGGGGAAACUUUUAAUGUUUGAAGUUUUAUCGUGGUUUUAAUAUUCUGUUGGGUGCUGCGCAGAAUGGCUGGGGAAACCAAGGCCGUUUAGGGCUUUAAAGGUCAGCACCAACACUUUGAAUUGUGCUCGGAAAUAUACUGGGAGCCAAUGCAGAUCUCUCAGAACCGGUGUUAUGUGGUCCCGGCGGCCGCUCCCAGUCACCAGUCUGGCUGCCGCAUUCUGGAUUAGUUGUAGUUUCCGGGUCACCUUCAAAGGUAGCCCCACGCAGAGCGCAUAGCAGUAGUCCAAGAUGUGAUCCAUUGCGGCUUACGGUUCUCUGAUGCCACGAAGGACCCAAGCCGCCUUCUGCUCCAACCCAAGUCCGCUUCGAUUCCCAGGUGGCUCCGUCCCAAGGUGUGAAUGAUGCUAUAAUCCUGAGAAACAGGGCUGUGAGCAGCAAUGGGACUUUUGCUGCUGGCAGCGAGAGCUGCUCUUUUUGAAAGCUUCCUGUUGCUCGGGCAACACACAGCACUAUUCUGUGGGUGUCUAGCAGGUGAAGGGGGUGGGGAAGCCACCCGGCUGUGAGACUGUGAAAUGUUGCGGCGUUUUGCAGCAGGUGUGGCACAUUUGUGAGUGUGUAGUCUUCGUAGCAAGGUGUCACAAGCCGGAAUCCAAAGCAGAACGGCCUGGAUUCAGCAGUCGGUGUACAAUUCAGAUCUCACACCAGCGAUAACUCACAGUUAGAGAAAGGAAAAGAGAGACAUAGGUUCUUUGUUCUGCUUUUUUUAGAGCUGGGGUCACGGUGGCCUAGCCCCAGAAUCUAUUUUCACAGGUUCCACAGGGGAUCCAGUGAAGAAAUAUCAAAGAAGUUUCCGCCCCCCCCCCCCAGAAAAAUUAGAAACUAGAAAACCCAAUGUAGGUUUGUUGGUUGUUGUUGUUUUAAUAUAAUGUUGGCAGCUAGAUUUUUUUAAAAAAACAAAACCCUCAUCUUCUAAACAUGUGCAGAGUGCCUGUCCCUCUUUGGAAAUUUGAGAGGAAUUGACUCCCAGGGAUCCUUGAGGUCGCAUUUCUGAGUCUAACCUGAUCUGAGGGUGAUGGUACCCUACCUGGAAGCCCUAUUUAUGUCAUCUUGGCCUCAAUAAGAAGCCUCUUAGUGACUGUGGCCACCAUCACCCAUCAAUUUGAUCACCCUCUCCCUACCAAGAAGCAGUGACUUGUUCUUUUUUCCGCUCUAAGUCCAAGAAGAAACAAUACCUCGCUGAGAGGGAGAGGGAGGGAGUUGGCAGUGGUGAUGCAGAAUGACUAGCUGCCACAGGCACCCGGAGGCUUCCCACCGUGUGAAGCCUUGUCUGUGGGCUCUUAGGUGAAUUGAAACACAGCCCAGAGUGAAAUAUAUAUCAGACACAAUCUUUCCUGGGCAAAAUACAAGACCCAUCAAAACCAACAGAGUGGUUUCAAUGGGAUUUUGAUUAGGAUCGGUUGCCGAAACAAAGGCAUGGCAAGCACGCAAACUGAAUUACCGGAGUUUUGGAUUAUUCCAAGUUAACAUUAAGGCUUUAUUGAGUUGCACACCAAAUGGCUCUAAUUGUUACAGCAGCCCAUUCGUAGGCAACUCUUGAUCAGGAAAUGCAUGAAUUGCAAAACGGGAAACUUGAUUUGCAUCAGUUAUUCAAUUUGCUCCCUCUCUCUUUUUCUACUUGGUUAUUUAAAUCACGCCGGCAGCCCGUGCCAAAUUCAGGUGCGCCAAGUUUUCUUACUUUUGCAUAAUUCGGGUUCUGCACAGGAGAGGAACGCAGAGUUCCACUGGACUUUGGGGAUCUUCCCAGUUUCCAUUGCAUGCCCUACUUAUUUUAUGUCUACUGUGAUCUAGCGCUGAUGGCUUGCAAACAGCAAUUCGCCCAGCUAGGAUGAUGUGGAGAUGCCAAUGGAAAAAUAAUCACUAUAUUGUAAAUAGUCCCAUUGGUUGCUCUCAUCUGGUGUAGCCAGCCAGUCAAAGCCAUUUCCUAGGUGUGGCUGCUGUCUCCUUCCUUGUCGUUUGAAACUGCUAGUUCAGAUCCUGCCAAGCUUGCUCCAUCUUCCUUCAGGUAUUUGAACCAUGGAAUUGUAUCUGCUGGUUAUUUGCAACACUAAGUUCAAAACCUUGCCAACAAAGGUCCGUAUAGUUAAAGCUAUGGUUUUCCCCAGUAGUGAUGUAUGGAAGUGAGAGCUAGACCAUAAAGAAGGCUGAUCGCUGAAGAAUCAAUGCUUUUGAAUUAUGGUGCUGGAGGAGACUCUUGAGUCCCAUGGACUGCAAGAAGAUCCAACCUCUCCAUUCUGAAGGAAAUCAGCCCUGAGUGCUCACUGGAAGGACAGAUCCUGAAGCUGAGGCUCCAAGACUUUGGCCACCUCAUGAGAAGAGAAGACUCCCUGGAAAAGACCCUGAAGUCGGGAAAGAUGGAGGGCACAAGGAGAAGGGGACGACAGAGGACGAGAUGGUGGGACAGUGUUCUCGAAGCUACGAACAUGAGUUUGACCAAACUGGGGGAGGCAGUGGAAGACAGGAGUGCCUGGCAUGCUCUGGUCCAGGGGGUCACGAAGAGUCGGACACGACUAAACGACUAAACAACAACAACAAGUUCAAAACUGAAGGGAUUUUUCAGAUGGAAAGCAAGGUACCACAUUCCUGGAUGGAAAGUUAAGAAACUCUGGCUUUGUUGGCACAGAUCCCACCCAAGGUUCCUCGCAAAUGCUUUAAUUAUCCUCCACCAAGUUAAUCACAAACACACACACACACAGGCUUCUCUUGUUCAGAAGUGGAGCUCCUGCGUCGAGGCAACAGGAGGUUCCGCUUCUGGCUGGCGGAGUGGAAACGGCGCUGGGAAAGCGUUGAUCUCGUGGGUCUUGUCUGCGCUGCUAAACCACUUCCAAGAGAAGGAAAACUCUCUGCCGUUUGAUGCGUAGCUUCCUUCCAGCUGAGCAGCCUGCAAUUCCCACCGAACGCUCACUAAAGAGAGAUGCAAAGAGGAUCGGUGUUAAUAUAUUGCGGAUAGUAUUUUUGAUGCUGGGGAAUCUUCCUGUCUUUGGGGCAAAAGGGAUGUUUUAACAAGCAAUGGGGGAGAGGACUCCAGUGAGCUUGUUUCCUCCUGCUCUGGAAGGUAGGACUCGAACUCAUGGCUUCGAAUGAAAAGAAAGGCGAUUCCGACUAAACAUCAGGAAGAACUUUCGGACAGUAAGAGCCAGUGGCGGAUUUAUGUACAAGCUAAACAAGCUAUAGCUCAGGGCCCCACUGUCUUGGGGGCCCCCAUAAAAUUAAAGGAAAAAACAAACUGAAUGUACAUUUCCAAAAGGGACGCAGGUGGCGCUGUGGGUUAAACCACAGAGCCUAGGACUUGCCGAUUAGAAAGUCUGCAGUUCGAAUCCCCGCAACGGGGUGAGCUCCCCUUGCUUGGUCCCUGCUCCUGCCAACCUAGCAGUUUGAAAGCACGUCAAAGUGCAAGUAGAUAAAUAGGUACCGCUCCAGCAGGAAGGUAAACAGCAUUUCCGUGCGCUGCUCUGGUUCGCCAGAAGCGGCUUAGUCAUGCUGGCCACAUGACCCAGAAGCAGUACGCCGGCUCCCUCGGCCAAUAAAGUGAGAUGAGCGCCGCAACCCCAGAGUCGGCCACGACUGGACCUAAUGGUCAGGGGUCCCUUUACCUUUACCUACAUUUCCAAAAUAUAAGAUUAAAAAAACCAAAAAAAUAAAACCUACAUACAGCAACAGUGUUUUGUGUUGUGUAGGCUCCUAUGAUGUAAGACAUGGGCCCGCCUGCUAGCCUGCUCCCUAAAAUAUCACUGGUUUGAUCAUUUCUUUAUAUAGGGUAAGUGACAUGGGUGGCGCUGUGGGUUAAACCACAGAGCCUAGGACUUGCCGAUCAGAAGGUGGGCGGUUCGAAUUCCCACGAUGGGGUGAGCUCCAGUUGCUCGGUCCCUGCUCCUGCCAACCUAGCAGUUCAAAAGCACCUCAAAGUGCAAGUAGAUAAAUAGGUACCGCUCCGACGGGAAGGUAAACGUGCGCUGCUCUGGUUUGCCAGAAGCGGCUUAGUCAUGCUGGCCACAUGACCCAGAAGCUGAACGCCGGCUCCCUCGGCCAAUAAAGCGAGAUGAGCGCCGCAACCCCAGAGUCGGCCACAACUGGACCUAAUGGUCCGGGGUCCCUUUGCCUUUACCUUUAUAUAUAGGGUGCCUACAUUCUGCAUGGACUGGCUGCAUGGAAACAUGUGCAAAUGGCUUUAGAUACCUAUUAGGCCCAUAAAUUACGAUAUAUAGCAUAUAUUCAACACGAAAAACAGCGACAAUUUGUUGUUGACAAAGGACAGCUGGACAUAUAAAGGGCCCCAUUACCUUUAGUAGCUUAGGGUCUCAUCAAACCUAAAUCCGUCCCUGUUAAGAGCUGUUUGACAGAGUUUUCUUGUACAGUGGUACCUCAGGUUACAUACGCUUCAGGUUACAGUCUCCGCUAACCCAGAAAUAGUGCUUCAGGUUAAGAACUUUGCUUCAGGAUAAGCACAGAAAUUGUGCUCCGGUGGCGCAGCAGCAGCAGGAGGCCCCAUUAGCUAAAGUGGUGCUUCAGGUUAAGAACAGCUUCAGGUUAAGUACGGACCUCCGGAACGAAUUAAGUACUUAACCUGAGGUACCACUGUUCUUGGACCCAGAGUUUGGCAUUUUUGCACUGCACACUCGUCAUUCCCAGACCUACACACUGGGGCUACUUACAUGGGGGGGCAGGAAGGAUGGCUGGACCCUUCUCUGUGCGCCCCAGUGUUGAUAGCGCCUGUCCCCAUUUGCGGCUCAGUCUCAGAGAAGUUCCCAUUCCCAGCCUUAUUAACUGAACCCUGAAGCACCCAGACAGAUUGGCUAUAACCUGGAAUGCGGCUUCCCUCUUCCAAGCCGAGACUGGGUUGCGUUUCUCAACUCGAAAGAGCGCCGGAGGCUACAAUAGUACAAUUUAGUUCCGUUUAAUUGGCAUUAUGUGGGUCAUCACCCCUACAGGCACAGAAUUAGCAGAGGGACAUCGUCGAGAAACCUACUUCUCCAGCCCGUCGGAUUUUAGCAGCUUCAAAAGUGAACCGUAACCAAGCCUGCCGGUAUUGGUUUCAAGUUUCUAUAACCUGUUGCGCUUUUAAAAGAUAAAUAAAUGAUAAAUAAAUGACUAUGCAGAAUUAGAUAAACUAACAGGAAGGAUUCGAAACCGGCGAGACCAGAAAUUCAUGGAAGACUGGAGUAAAUUUACGGACUAUUUGAAAAAGUAUUUGUGAAGAACAGACGACGUUUGUAGGGUUGCAAGAAGUUUUGUGAGGAGAAUUAUUAGAAGUAUUGGAUAAAGGGGAGGGUGAUUUGUUAAGAGAUGUAAAGGCAGUAUAAAGUUAAGAAAUGCAUAAAAAGUGGUUAAAACGGUGGAUCAUCAGAGGUGCUGAUGGAAGUCUAAAAAGAUUGCAGAAGUGAUAGGUUUUGUGGUACACUUAAUAAUUUAUAUGUUAAAAUCAAUAAAAAAUAUUAUUUUAAAAAAGAUAAAUAAAUAAAUAAACUUGGGUGUCUUUAAAAGGCGAUUGUUGUCAUCGUGGCUCUGCUCUGCGUGAGCUUUUGGAGGCCUCUGAAUACCAAUUGUAUACCAGUUUAAAAGGCUGUGCGCUCAGAUCCUGCUUUCGAGUUUCCUAUAUAGCCACCUGGUUGGCCAGGUGUUGAGCUAGAUGGGCCUUGGGCCUGAUCCGGCAGGGCCCUUUGUUGUUUAGUCGUUUAGUCGUGUCCGACUCUUCGUGACCCCCUGGACCAGAGCACGCCAGGCACUCCUGUCUUCCACUGCCUCCCGCAAUUUGGUCAAACUCAUGCUGGUAGCUUCGAGAACACUGUCCCACCAUCUCGUCUUCUGUCGUCCCCUUCUCCUUGUGCCCUCAAUCCUUCCCAACAUCAGUCUUUUCCAGGGAGUCUUCUCUUCUCAUGAGGUGGCCAAAGUCUUGGAGCCUCAGCUUCAGGAUCUGUCCUUCCAGUGAGCACUCAGGGCUGAUUUCCUUCAGAAUGGAGAGGUUGGAUCUUCUUGCAGUCCCUGGGACUCUCAAGAGUCUCCUCCAGCACCAGAAUUCAAAAGCAUCAAUUCUUCAGUGAUCAGCCUUCUUUAUGGUCCAGCUCUCACUUCCAUACAUCACUAGGGCCCUUCUUAUGGAGCGCUAUUGCAAAAGCAGAACCUCCAUGCCCAGGGACAGUCUACCUCUGAAUACCAGUUGGUGAUUACAGCAGCUAGAGAGCGGCUGCAGGCUUCCCAGUAUCACCUGGGAAGUAUCACCUGGCUGGCCGCUCUGGACCUAAUGGACCCCUUUUGGGCCUGAUCCAGCAGCAUGGAUCAGGUUCCUAGGUUCUGCUCUGGAUCUGCUGGCAGAUGGACUCCUAUAAAGUAAUCCUGGAUGGAGAGAAGCUUCUCUUCUCCCUUCCUCCCUUCCUCUUUCUCUUUCUCGGUAGUGGCACCCGCCCUGUGGAACGCCCUCCCACCAGAUGUCAAAGAGAACAAGAACUACCAGACUUUUAGAAGACAUCUGAAGGCAGCCUUGUUUAGGGAAGCUUUUAAUGUUUAAUAGACUAUUGUAUUUUAAUAUUCUGUUGGAAGACACCCAGAGUGGCUGGGGAAACCCAGCCAGAUGGGCAGAGUAUAAAUAAAUUAUUAUUAUUAUUAUUAUUAUUAUUAUUAUUAUUAUUAUUAUUGGCUGCUCACCACGGUAAAUAGCACCAAUCCUGGCCCAACCGCCCGGGCUGCCAAUUAGUUUCCAGGCCCAAUUCCAUACCCCACAAGUGUCCUGGAAAACCGGGUCAUCCCAUUUUUUUUCCUCACGAGACGACGGCUGCCAUUUGGGGCACCAUGAUCUCGCACAAUUCCGUGCCGCAAUUCCCCUUCUGAAAAAGUGCUUUGGUAGGGCCGCAUCCUGAUUUGAGGCUUGAAAUAGUUGGGAUGGUAUGACUUUCAGGUGAAAUCAAGUACAGUCAUACCUUGUGUUACAGACGCUUCAGGUUGCACAUUUUCGGGUUGUGCUUUGUGCAUGCGCAGAAGCGCCAAAUUGUAACCCGUGCAUGCGCAGCCGCGGCGCUGCAGGUUGCAAAGGCUGCAGGUUGCGAACGUGUCUCCCGCACGGAUCACAUUCGCAACCCGAACGUCCACUGUACAUCUUUCUAGUCCACAUAAAGUGUUGUUUCCCAUACUGUGUGGUUUGAGGUGUAAGAAAAUAGCAGAACAUUUAGACACAUGUUAGAGGUAAGACAGAACCUUAAAAAAAAACAAUUGUACAUGGGAUAAAGCUAUUAAUGAUAAAUUAACAUGUUCCAUUAAAGUAAGACGGGGAAUAUGCAGGAGAAAUUAUUCUGAGGAGAUGGAGGGUUUUUGUAGAAUUUUUACUGUUAAAACAGAAAGGGGUCAAACCAUCGCAAGAGGUGUUGAAGUUUUGGGAGGUCGGAUAGUUACAAUGGAAUGUUCUCAUUGGUGGGGUGCACAUUUUUGUUCUUAUUUAUGUAUGGUUAUUACUUUGUAAAAAUAAUAAAAUUAAAAGAAAAGGGGGAAGCAAAAUUGUAUGAAAUUUGGGUUAUAACAAUUGAUGUUGGGUGAACUGGAAGUCACUAGUUUGUUGAACUGGAAUGUACCAUUUUUUGGCUCUAUAAGACUCACUUUUUCCUCCUAAAAAGUAAGGGGAAAUGUGUGUGCAUCUUAUGGAGUGAAUGCAGGCUGCACAGCUAUCCCAGAAGCCAGAACAGCAACAGGGAUUGCUGCUUUCACUGCGCAGCGAUCCCUCUUACUGUUCUGGCUUCUGAGAUUCAGAAUAUUUUUUUUCUUGUUUUCCUCCUCCAAAAACUAGGUACGUCUUGUGGUCUGCUGCGUCUUAUAGAGCGAAAAAUACGGUAGUUUUUGAGUAGCAAAUGGAGCUUUCUAUAAAGAAAAAAUACAUCGUUAUUAUUCAGGUAGGUAGCCGUGUUGGUCUGACGCAGUCGAAAUAAAUUUUUUUAAAAAUAGUCCAGUAGCACCUUAGAGACCAAAUAAGUUAGUUCUGGGUAUAAGCUUUCGUGUGCGAAAAGCUUAUACCCAGAACUAACUUAGUUGGUCUCUAAGGUGCUAGUAAAGGUAAAGGUAAAGGGACCCCAGACCGUUAGGUCCAGUCAUGGCCGACUCUGGGGUUGCGGCGCUCAUCUUGCUUUAUUGGCCGAGGGAGCCGGCGUACAGCUUCCGGGUCAUGUGGCCAGCAUGACUAAGCCACUUCUGGCGAACCAGAGCAACGCACGGAAAUGCUGUUUACCUUCCCGCCAGAGUGGUACCUAUUUAUCUACUUGCACUUUGACGUGCUUUUGAACUGCUAGGUUGGCAGGAGCAGGGACCAAGCAACGGGAGCUCACCCCGUCACGGGGAUUCGAACCGCUGACCUUCUGAUCGGCAAGUCCUAGGCUCUGUGGUUUAACCCACAGCGCCACCCGCGUCCCAUCUCUAAGAUGCUACUGGACUAUUUUUUUAAUUUUUAAUUUUGAUUAUUAUUAUUAAGUACCUAUUCACAGAGCUCAUAGUUACACUGUGGAAUGUGCUCCCCGAUUUACAAAGUUAUGGAGACCAAUGUGCAGUAGAUGAUUCUGGAUAUGGAAAAUAAGAACCUGAGGCUGCCGAGGCUAUCUCAGGGCAGGCUGCCUGCCCCCUGCGUCUCCUCCUACAGCUCCCUGCCCCUCAACAUCUGCCGCCCGAGGCAGCUUCAACAUUGGGCCUAAUGGCAGGGCCGGCCCCCUGUGCGUACAUCCCUGUAAUAACAGGACAGGCGACGUGGUUGCUGUAUUUGAAGCCUUGACGGGGGCCUUUGCGGCUGCCGUGCUCCAGGUGCCGAGUGCCAAUUAAUUAAUUCGCCUUUGGAGCAGAUACCUAAUUAAAGCAGUCCGAAAGGCUUCUCGCCAAGGGGACAGUCAUUCGGGCAGCUCCUUUUGUCGCCGCUGAUGUCAUCCCUGGAACGGAUCCCACGGGCCUCUGGGCCAGGUGCGAGUUGCCUUUGUCUGGAGACUACUAAAAAUAAAACGUCAAUAGAGAGUCGAAGGCGUCCUCCGAGAAAAUGACGCAAUUUGGCCGAGGGAAGAGAAAGUUCAGGCUAUGUUUCCGACAAGGAGGCAACCCCGGGCUGCCAGGAGUUGGGUUAGGAAGCGAAAGCAGCAAAGAAGUCGACAUUUGAGAGCUGGCACUCACUUGGGUGGUGCAUAGCUGUCAACAUUUCCCUUUUCUUGCGAGGAAUCCUAUUCGGAAUAAGGGAAUUUCUCUUAAAUAAAGGGAAACGUUGACAGCUAUGGUGUGGUGUGCCUGCCUUGAGUCAUUCUCUCACAUAUAUAUAUAUAUAUAUAUAUAUAUAUAUAUAUAUAUAUAUGUUUUACAUUUUGGUUUUACAUUCAAACACAAAAGACAAUCAUAAAAUGUAGAAUUCUCUGAAUUCUCAGACUUCCUUCCUCCCCUCCAUGGAGUCCGCAAAUCAUCACAUUCCACUGCAUAUCAUAUCGUCCUCUAUUUGUCCACAAAACUCAACUUUUCCCACAGUUCUUUUGCACAUUGCAAGUGUUAUUGCAGUGCCAUUAAUAUUUGUAAUUGUUUACAGUGUUCUUUCAACUAGAUUACGAAUUUCCCCCAGUCCUUACUGAAGUUUUUAUCAUCCUGGUUUCUGAUUUUUUUUCCAGCCAUUUUGGUGUAGCCCAUUGGGUCCUUGGGUCAUUCUCAGUUGCACAGAAUCCUAGAGUUGGUAGGGACACCAAGGGUCAUCUAGUCCAACCCCCUGCAAGGCAGAAAUCCUGAAGAAGCAUCCUCACUCCCAUCGUUCAGCCCGGACACUGAGGUCCAGCUCCGAGGGCCUUCUGGCGGUUCCCUCCCUGUGAGAAGAGAAGUUACAGGGAACCAGACAGAGGGCCUUCUUGGUGGUGGCACCCACCCUGUGGAACGCCCUCCCAUCAGAUGUCAAGGAAAUAAAUAACUCUACAAGUUUUUGUAUACAUCUGAAGGCAGCCCUGUUUAGGGAACUUUUUAUGUUUGACGUUUUAUUGUGUUUUAAAUAUUUUGUUGGGAGCCACCCAGAUUGUCUGGGGCAACCUAGCCAGAUGGGCGGGGUAUAAAUAAAUUAUAUUAUUAUAAUAUAAUAAUAAAUUAUAAUAUUACAGUGGUACCUCGGGUUACAUAUGCUUCCAGUUACAGACUCCGCUAACCCAGAAAUAUUACCUCGGGUUAAGAACUUUGCUUCAGGAUGAGAACAGAAAUCGUGCUCCAGCGGCGCGGCAGCAGCAGGAGGCCCCAUUAGCUAAAGUGGUACCUCAGGUUAAGAACAGUUUCAGGUUAAGAAUGGACCUCCAGAACGGAUUAUUCUUAACGCAAGGUACCACUGUGUAUGCUGUUUUAAAAGCUCACAUCACUCAUGCCCACAGGCAAGCCAUAUACCCCUUUAAAAAUAGUCCCAGAAUGUAGAGCUCAGCUUCUGAAAACCAUUUCCAAUAAUCUGAAAAACUGGAGUAGAAUUAUGCAAGAGAAAGCAUGCAAGAAUAGUGAAUUCUAUUGGGUUUUAGCUGGUAUGUCAGGACUGAAGCCUAUAAGGGUAUUUCACCUGCAUAUCACGUGUUUAGAUUAGGAUGAGCCAUCGUGCACCCAAUUUAAUUCAUGCGGAUUUGCCAUAUACUGGUUUUUUGUGUGUAUUUUGUUUGGCCAUUAUCCUAGCUGCUUUGGAAUUUGAAAAGUGGAUUAUAAUCAGACUCAGACAUGGAAUGAGCCAGGCCGGUAGAGGCUUGGGGUUGUUUCUUUCGGCCUUGGUGUAGGCAAGGACCGCCUGGGAGCUGGAUUUAAAAGCCAGGCUUCGUUUCCAUAGCAACCUGGAGAGAGAAAUGACCAGCUACCCAAAGAGGUCAGUUGCUCGAGAAUGGAUAAGACAGAUCUGAAAUCUGCGGAGGGCUGCCUUCCCAGCCUGACAGAGCAGCGAAGGGUCGCAGCCCCACGAGUGACCAAAGCGAAAGAACUCAAUGCCCUCACUUUUCUUGACAGGGGUGGAAAUGGAGAGACAGGGCCAUCAAUGAACAAAUUGCUGCAGCACACCUCUGGCAGAAUAGCAGAAUUGUAGAGUUGGAAGGGACCAUCCAGGGUCAUCUAGUCCAACCCCCUGCAAGGCAGGAAUAUUUCGCCCAAGGUGGGACUCAAACCCGAGAUUAAAAGCCUCAUGCUCUACCACCUGAGCCACCAAGGCAGAUAUUGGCAAGAGAUCACCAGCAACCAGUGUCUGACAUGAAAACCUUACACAUGCCAACUGGGUGGCCCACCAUCUCCCACCCUCCAGGGCUGCCUUUCUCAACCUGCAGGUCACCAGAUGUUGUUGAACUACACCUCCCAUCACCCCUAGCUAGCAAGGCCAGAGCUCAGGGAUGAUGGGAGUGGUAGUCCAGCAACAUCUGGAGACCCACAGGUUGAGAACCGCUGCUCCAGAGUCUAAAAUUCAUCUCCGACACUUAAACAGAAGGAGUUUCCAAGGGCAGCUGCUGGCACACUAAAAGCCCAGGUCUUCUUCAGCAAUGAAAUGGGCCUUCGGGUGAGAAGCCAUCUGCAAGAGGCCCUCUCUGGCAGAGCGCAGUGGGGUAUACAUGGGGUGAUACGAUCUUUUAGGUUACACCUUGUUCUCUCUUCCCCCCGCCCCAUAAACCCUCUCCAGACUGCCAAAGUGGGAGAGAGGGUUGCUAAGGGUUGCCAGAUGCUGAGCCGGAGAUUGUGCUUUGAAAAAGUCCAGAGGUUAGCUGUAUAAGUAAUAAUAAUAAAAGCGAAACAAAAGAAGUGCCAUGGUCAGAUCACUUCCUGGUGCAACAGGACUUCUCUGCGACCCUUCCCCUCUGCAGGGAGGUGGGACUAAUUCGGAUGGUCCGCCCCCGCCACUUAAUGGAUCCAAAUGGUUUCCAGAGAGUGGUAGGGGAUGCUUUAGCCCAUGUUGAUGGCCUUUCAGAUGAUUCCCUGGUGGCCCGCUGGAAUGCGGAGUUAACCAGGGCUAUUGACUGUCUGGCUCUGAAGCGCCCUCUCCGAUUGCAUGGAGCCCGGACAGCCCCAUGGUUUUCCCCGGAGCUGAGGGCGAUGAAACAAUCACUGAGACGGCUAGAGUGCCAGUGGUGGAAACUCAUUCUGAAUUAGACCAGACACGGGCUAGAGCUCAACGUCGAGCCUACUAAGUGGCGACGAAGAAGACCUUCUUCACCGCCUCUUAUUGCAUCUGUAGAAAACAGCAGCAGGAGACUCUUUCAGGUGGUUCGCAAUCUAUCGGAACCACCUUCGUCACCGGGGCUGGAAGGGACCCCAAGAUCUCCUGCAAUGCUUUUGCAAAGUUUUUUGCAGAUAAAAUCACUCAAAUUUGGAAGGAGGUAGACUCCACCGUGAGAGCAGGGCUGGGGCAGGAGAGUGCUAGAGUCGCACGAUUUCUGUUCUCAUCCUGAAUCAAAGUUCUUAACCCGAGGAACUAUUUCUGGGUCAGCGGAGUCUGUAACCUGAAGCGUAUGUAACUUGAAGAGUCUGCAACCCGAGAUACCGCUGUCAUCUUCUUCUUCUUUGACGAUGGCUCGUAGCCGAGUAAGAUUGUCUUCCAUAAACACGGUUUUAACAAUGAGUCUGUAAGUGACUGUGGAGCCCAAUUCUGAAUCCACACGUCCUUCCACAGUGGAGACAUUGGUUUCCAGGCAGGAGUUGAUCACGGUGUGGAUUUGCCGUGUGCCUUCCUCCUAGCACGUUUCUCCCUUGCGUCCUGAGUUCGAGUGUCUUCAAAGCCCAUGAGUGUCUUCAAAGCCCAUGGUAAAGGCUGUUCUCCAACUGGAGCACUCACAGGCCAGUGUUUCCCAAUUGUUGGUGUUUAUAUUACAUUUUGUUAGAUUUGCCUUGAGACAGUUUUUAAACCUCUUUUGCUGACCACCAGCAUUACGCUUUCCAUUUUUAAGUUCGGAAUAGAGUAGUUGCUUUGGAAGACAAUCCGGCAGGAAGGUAAACGGCGUUUCCAUGCGCUGCUCUGGUUCACCAGAAGCGGCUUAGUCAUGCUGGCCACAUGACCCAGAAGCUGUAUGCCGGCUCCCUCAGCCAAUAAAGUGAGAUGAGCGCUGCAACCCCAGAGUCGGCCACGACUGGACCUAAUGGUCAGGGGUCCCUUUACCUUUACCUUAACUUAUAUGUGUGCAUGCACCAUUAGGAACUGUAUUGUUGAUAGAAAUGAAAUGCGUCUCACCAUAGCACAGGGCAAAGCACUGACAGUUUCAUGGCAGUCACGGCCACACAGCCGUUCCACCUUCUAAGAUUAUACAAUGAUCUUAUAAUUAUGCGAUAAGAAUUAUUAGGGAUUAAUUUCUAGGAUUAAGGCAGAUGGCCACGCGUCGCCUUUUCAGCCAAAUCUACUGUUUUCUGUGCACCGGGAAAUGGUUUGGUGUGUGCCAAUAGCUUUCGGAGGGACUUGUGUUUUCCUUGGAGCUCCAUUGCGUGCAACAGAACUUGCCCACCAACCUCUCGAAACCAAAGCACCUUGCUUUUUCAGUGUUCCUAAAUGCAUACAGAACUUCUCCUUGCUCUUCUUCCCAUGCCUCUUCUCCAGAGUGACCUCGGGAGCCAGUCCUCAGCGGCUGACUUCUCUUCCUCUGAUCGGCUGCAAUCUGUGCAAAGGUGGGAAUUCUUCUCUCAGUAAAAAAUAUUUUCUUUCCUGCUGAUCGGGCAUCUCUUAGCAGGACAGGCCCUCUGCAAACCAGAGCACAGCCCAACGUGUUGAGGUGCCUCAGGAGAAGAUGGAGAAGAUUAUAGCCUUCUUCAAACAUCUGAAGGGUUCUCACAGGGAAGAUGGAAUAAGCUUGUUUCCUCCUGCUCUGGAGGAUGGGACCCCAACCUAUGGAUUCAAGGGACAAGAAAGCAGAUUCAGGAAGAAUUUUCUGAAAGCAAGAGCUGUUUGACAGUGGAACAGACUCCUUCGGAAGACGGUCCUUCCUUGGAAAUGACCACCUUGGGAUCCCUUCCAAAACUGCAGCUCUUUGAUUCUCGCCCUGACCUAGCCACUGUGAUCCACGCGACAGUCACCUCCAGACUGGAUUAUUGUAACUCGCUCUAUGUGGGGCUGCCCUUGAGACUGACCCAGAAACUCCAGCGGGUGCAGAAUGCCAUGGCGAGGUCCUCGCUGCAGGAUCACAUUCACCCGGUGCUGUGCCAGCUGCAUGGCUCCCAGUGGAGUACAGGAUCAGGAUUAAGGUGCUGGUUUUAACCUUCAAAGCCCUAUACGGCCUAGGACCCUCGUACCUACGGGACCACCUCUCCUGGUAUGUCCCAUGGAGGACCUUACGGUCUUCAAACAAAAACAUGUUGGAGGUCCCAGGCCACAGGGAGGUUAGGCUGGCCUCAACCAGAACCAGGGCUUUUUCGGCCGUGGCUCCAAUCUGGUGGAACUCUCUGUCACAAGAGACUAGGGCCCUGCGGGACUUGACAUCUUUCCGCAGGGCCUGCAAGACAGAGCUGUUCCACCAGGCCUUUGGCCAGGGCACAGCCUGAUCCCCUCCUUUGGCAAUCCUCACAGAACUCUAGCCCAAUGGUUGCCAUUAAUUUGAUUUGAACUGAUUUUAUAAUGAAAUGAUUUUAGAAUGUUGUAUUAUUUUACUGUUGAUAGCCGCUCUGAGCCCGGCAUCGGCUGGGGAGGGCGGGAUAUAAAUAAAAUAUCAUCGUCAUCAUCAUGUCACCAUGCAGGUAAUAUUUUCCUCCAGAGGACAUUCUUCGGUACCAUAGAUAAAGGUUCUGUCUCGUUCUGCCAUUGAGCCACCUCCAGCCUUGCCACCAGCAGAGGAGAAAUCAUUUCCUUAAACAACAGGUCCUUCUUCAUUUCCUCUAACCAACUGAGCAACACCAGCAGAGGAACUGAAUGUGUAUCCUGCCUCACAACGGCUGAGACUCACCCAAAUAUCUGCUGCCAAAACAAUUAUGUCACCAAACAGCUGAUCAGAGCCGACAGCAAGCCCUCAGGGAAGUGCUUCCUUCGCUGGCAUGGUUUGAAAUCAAACCACGUGGGCAAAGGGAGCAGAGUUUGUGGCCAUCGGCCGGCUGGCAGCGAGAGGGGUGGCACCAGAUCCUAAUCUCGGCUCUUCUUCAUCACAUCCAGCUUGGUCCUCUUCUUAAAACCGCUCCAGUGUUCAUCUGCAUCCGCUCCAGACUCUUGGUGUGAAAGGAUAUAAUAAUAUAAUAAUAAUUUAUUAUUUGUACCCCGCCCAUCUGGCCCAACAUGCAACAAACCCACAGCCCUGAGAUUAAGCGUCUCAUGCUCUACUGACUGAGCUAUCCAGCCCUGAGUCCCAUGAGGCUUACUCCCAAGUCAGGGUGUGUAGGAUGGCAGCCGAAGAGGGUUGAAUUAGGCCCUGUGUUUCAAACUCUUUUUAGUUCCUCAUUCCCUUUUAAAAAAUAUAAUAAAUGUCUCCUUUCCCAUACCUGCUAAAUCGCAGCAGCAGCUCAGCGGGCACACAGCUUGCUCUCUGGACAAUGCCUACCUUGUCCUGCCAACAGCAUUUCCACAACCAGAUCCUCUGUAGCUUAGUGAAGGAGUUACUGUUUCUCUAACCGCCUCUCUGGUGUGCAAUAACAAGCAGAAACAGGCAUCCUUUUGGAAUACCUUAGCAGGAGAUUGUAAAGUUAAGAUGAGGUUUUGCUUCAGCAUCAAUGGAACCUUUGCAUUCGUUUGCUUGGUACGUCUGAUUUUGUCACCAUGCUAACUUUUGCUUCGAAACCUUAAACAAAUUUGCCCUUUUUCCGGUGCAUUAACGAUGUUUUGUGCGCAUGAUAGAAUCACUUCCAUGCAUUCAAUACUUGUUUGUGCCUGCAAAAGUUUUUGCAGUGGACAUACUUCUUCGUCUCUGGUCCAUGCACGUCACGUAGGCUCCUGCUAAAACCCUGCAAGUUUUUACAAUAAUAUUCCAGUUUAAUUUUUGUCCUCUUUUCAUUGCACAGAGCACAAGGGCGCCCUUCACCUCAAGGGCAAUAAAGGCUUUACAUUGGGGAAGCAUUGCAGGACAUGUAAGCAGACUGAUAAAUCAAUCACUAAAUGCACUGGUAUUGCAUCAAUGACAGUCUGGAAGGGCCAAAAAUUCCCAUAUCUGAUUUGGGAGCUGGGUUUGCAGAAGACAGAGGAAAAUACAGAUUUUCCAUAUCAGAAAAUAAUUUUAAAAUUUGGUUUUAGAUGAUUAUGGAGGCUUUCAUUAUAGCAAUGCCCAGCCCUGACCUAUGAAGACUCUAGUAUAGCAUAUUGUCUCUGUGGCUCUCGGGAAAUGAGCGCAAGCUAACAAAAUGAAUUUCAGUAGGGACAAACAUAAGGUUCUGCACUUAGGCAGGAAGAACCAGAUGCACAAAUAUAAGACGGGGGGACACCUGGCUUACUAGCAGUACAUGUGAAAAGGAUCUAGGGGUCUUGGUGGACCACAAGCUGAACAUGAGUCAAUCGUGUGAUGCAGCAGCAAAAAAAGCUAACGCUAUUCUAGGCUGCAUCAACAGAAGUCUAGAGUCCAGGUCAAGGGAAGUAAUAGUACUACUCUAUUUUGCCUUAGACUACACCUGGAAUACUGUGUCCAAUUCUGGGCACCGCAAUUUAAGAAGGAGGUUGACCAGCUGGAAGGUGUGCAGAGGAGGGCAACCAAGAUGAUCAAAGGUCUAGAAACUAAGCCUUAUGAGGAGCUCUUGAAGGAGCUGGGUAUGUUUAGCCUGGAAAAGAGGAGACUGAGAGGAGAUAUGAUAGCCACAUGGAGGAGGGAGCAUGCUUGUUUUCUCCUGCUCUGGAGGGGAAGACUCGAACCCAUGGCUUCAAGUCGCAAAAAAGGAGAUUCCAAAAAAAAACAUUUGGAAAAGCUUUCUGACAGUAAGAGCUGCUCAGCAGUGGAACAGACUCCCAGGAGAGGUGGUGAACUCUCCUUCCUUGGAGAUUUUUAAGCAUCUGUCCUGGAUGUUUUAGUUGAGAUUCCUGCUUUGCAGGGGGUUGAACUAAAUGACCUUUGGGGGUCCCUUUCAACUCUAAGCGUCUAUGAUAGGGGGUCGCGCCAUCCCCUUGUUCCUUUCCCUUUUCUUUUUUAUUGAAGAUUUGGUGUGUUACAAUACAGUCAUACCUCAUGUUACGUCCGCUUCAUGUUCUGUUCUUUCAGGUUGCGUCCCGCGGUGACCCGGAAGUACCGGAAAGGGUUGCUUCCGGGUUUCGCCGCUCGCACAUGCACAGAAGUGCUAAAUCGUGCUUUGCGCAUGCGCACAAGCGCCAAAUCAUGCCGCGCACCUGCGCAGAUACAGUGCUUCAGGUUGCAGGCUUUUCAUGUUGCGAACGGACCUCUGGAAUGGAUCCCAUUCGCAACCAGAGGUACCACUGUACAAGCAAAUAAGCAUGGAAAAAGAACAUAUAGCCUCUCCACUUUCAGUAUGAGAUACUAUUAUCCAAGAUAUUGCAGGGAAAGAGAGGAGAGAGAUAGGUGUGCAGGGGGGAUAAUGAUCUUUUGUUCUAUUGCAUAGUGUUUGCGCCGGGAUUUUGGGGUCAGUGUCAUGCGGCAUGGUCCUUUAUUUGUAUAGUUAUUUAUUUUUGUUGGCAUAGCAAGAUAUUGGAAGGUCCAGAUCUUGGUUUGUUGUAUUUACUUGGUUUGCAGUAUGGUUUGUUUGUGUGUGUAUAGACCACCAGUGCCAAAAUGUACCUACUAGGAAAAUUAACCAACAAACUUAGACUAGCACUGGGACAAGCAAAAGAGGUCCGUUUUAGCCGGACGUGACUCCCCUUUAUCCCAUAUCCAGAACAACAAGACAAAGCAUACGAAUCAAUGCGUUUGGUCCUUUUCUGAACUUUCACCACCCUCUUUUCUGCAAAUCCCUAUCAUUCUUAUUUACAUAUUCAUGAGCAGGAGUUGCAAUGCCAUUUUGAGGCUCACGUGACCAAUCAUAGAAUAGAAUCAUAGAAUCAUAGAGUUGGAAGAGACCACAAGGGCCAUCGAGUCCAACCCCCUGCCAAGCAGGAAACACCAUCAGAGCACUCCUGACAUAUGGUUGUCAAGCCUCUGCUUAAAGACCUCCAAAGAAGGAGACUCCACCACACUCCUUGGCAGCAAAUUCCACUGUCGAACAGCUCUUACUGUCAGGAAGUUCUUCCUAAUGUUUAGGUGGAAUCUUCUUUCUUGUAGUUUGGAUCCAUUGCUCCGUGUCCGCUUCUCUGGAGCAGCAGAAAACAACCUUUCUCCCUUCUCUAUGUGACAUCCUUUUAUAUAUUUGAACAUGGCUAUCAUAUCACCCCUUAACCUCCUCUUCUCCAGGCUAAACAUGCCCAGCUCCCUUAGCCGUUCCUCAUAAGGCAUCGUUUCCAGGCCUUUGACCAUUUUGGUUGCCCUCCUCUGGACACGUUCCAGUUUGUCAGUGUCCUUCUUGAACUGUGGUGCCCAGAACUGGACACAGUACUCCAGGUGAGGUCUGACCAGAGCAGAAUACAGUGGCACUAUUACUUCCCUUGAUCUAGAUGCUAUACUCCUAUUGAUGCAGCCCCAGAAUUGCAUUGGCUUUUUUAGCUGCCGCGUCACACUGUUGGCUCAUGUCAAGUUUGUGGUCAACCAAGACUCCUAGAUCCUUUUCACAUGUACUGCUCUCAAGCCAGGUGUCACCCAUCUUGUAUUUGUGCCUCUCAUUUUUUUGCCUAAGUGCAAUACUUUACAUUUCGCCCUGUUAAAAUUCAUCUUGUUUGUUUUGGUCCAGAUCUCUAAUCUGUCAAGGUCGUUUUGAAGUGUGAUCCUGUCCUCUGGGGUGUUAGCCACCCUCCCAGUUUGGUGUCAUCUGCAAAUUUGAUCAGGAUGCCCUUGAGUCCAUCAUCCAAGUCGUUGAUAAAGAUGUUGAAUAAGACCGGGCCCAUGACAGAACCCUGUGGCACCCCACUAGUCACUCUUCUCCAGGAUGAAGAGGAACCAUUGAUGAGCACCCUUAGGGUUUGGUCAGUCAGCCAGUUACAAAUCCACUGAGUGGUAGCAUAGUCAAGACCGCAUUUUACCAGCUUCUUUACAAGAAUAUCAUGGGGCACCUUGUCAAAUGCCUUGCUGAAAUCAAGGUAGGCUACAUCCACUGCGUUUCCUUCAUCUACCAGGCUUGUAAUUCUGUCAAAAAACGAGAUCAGGUUAGUCUGACAUGACUUAUUUUUCAGAAAUCCAUGCUGACUAUUGGUGAUCACAGCAUUCCUUUCUAGGUGCUCACAGACUGUUUGCUUAGUGAUCUGCUCCAGAAUCUUCCCUGGUAUUGAUGUCAGACUGACUGGGCGGUAAUUAUUUGGGUCCUCUCUUUUCCCCUUUUUGAAAAUAGGGACAACAUUUGCCCUCCUCCAGUCUGCCGGGACUUCGCCUGUUCUCCAGGAAUUCUCAAAGAUGACUGCCAGUGGUUCUGAGAUCGCAUCUGCCAGUUCUUUUAAUACUCUUGGAUGCAGUUCAUCUGGCCCUGGAGACUUGAAUACAUCUAGACUAGCCAAGUAUUCUUGUACUAUCUCCUUAGUUAUUCUGGGCUGUGUUUCCUCUGCUGAAUCAUUUGCUCCAAAUUCUUCAGGUCGGGCAUUGUUUUCUUUAUCGGAGAAGACUGAGGCAAAGAAGGCAUUGAGGAGUUCAGCCCUUUCUGUGUCCCCUGUUUGCAUUUCACCAGCUUCUCCUCUGAGUGACCCCACUGUUUCUUUGUUCUUCCUUUUGCUACGGACAUACCCAUAAAAGCCUUUUUGUUGCUUUUAACCUCUCUAGCAAGCCUGAGUUCAUUCUGUGCUUUAGCUUUUCUGACUUUGUGUCUACACGUGCUGGCUAUUUGUUUGAAUUCCUCUUUGGUGGUUUCCCCCUUUUCCAUUUUUGUACACAUCCUUUUUUAAUCUUAACUCAGUUAAAAGUUCUUUAGAUAGCCACCCUGGCUUCUUUAGGCACCUUCCAUGUUUCCGUCUCAUUGGUAUUGCCUGAAGUUGUGCUUUUACUAUCUCCCUCUUAACAAACUCCCAGCCAUCAUGAACUCCCUUUCCUUUUAGUUUUAGACCAAACGCCUCCAGGCUGUUGUGAGCUGUUGUGCCUGUUAAAUCUUUGCUACUUGCCAACAUUCGAGGGAGAAAAUCUGCGAGUGCCUGAAAAUAACAUAAAUGUCAUCUGUCAACGUUCCAGUGCGGGGCGUCUCGCUUGCCAUCAAUUAGCUGGCUGUCCAGAUCUUGUUUAACUAAGCAGUGCUUCCCAUCCGUUACAAAGUUCUGUUUCCCAUUUUUCUUUCUCUUUUUUCUUUCUUUCUUUGCCAGCUAAACAAUCCAGAGAUCUUCCAUUACGGAGUUUUAAAAACCUCCCAGUACUUUUAAUAGCACAUUUGAGCCUUUGCAGAAUGAAUAUUUCCCCUCCUCCCUUGAAAAAGGGCAGUGAAAAACCAAGAAGGCUUAAGCUGAGCUAGAGCUUUCUGGAGCAUAAGCCCAAAACCUCUUUGCAAAAAAAGCUAUACAGUGGUACCUCGGGUUACAUACGCUUCAGGUUACAGACUCCGCUAACCCAGAAAUAGUCCCUUGGUUUAAGAACUUGGCUUCAGGAUGAGAACAGAAAUUGUGCUCCGGCGGCGUGGCAGCAGGAGGCCCCAUUAGUUAAAGUGGUGCUUCAGGUUAAGAACAGAUCUCCAGAACGAAUUAAGUACUUAACCUGAGGUACCACUGUACUAAAUUAUAGGAUGCAGCAAUCAAUCAAUCAAUCAAUCAAUCAAUCGACGGUCCUGAGAGAUCUGCAUUGGCUCCCAGUACGUUUCCAAGCACAAUUCAAAGUGUUGGUGCUGACCUUUAAAGCCCUAAAUGGCCUCAAUCCAGUAUACCUGAAGGAGCUUCUCCACCCCCAUCGUUCAGCCCAGACACUGAGGUCCAGCGCCGAGGGCCUUCUGGUGGUUCCCUCAUUGCGAGAAAUGAGGUUACAGGGAAUCAGGCAGAGGGCCUUCUCGGUGGUGGCACCCGCCCUGUGGAACGCCCUCCCACCAGAUGUCAAGGAAAUAAACAACUAUCCAACUUUCUGAAGGCAGCCCUGUUUAAGGAAGUUUUUAAUGUUUGAUGUUUUAUCGUGUUUUUAAUAUUCUGCUGGGAGCCGCCCAGAGUGGCUGGGGAAACCCAGUCAGAUGGGUGGGGUAUAAAUGAAUUAUUAUUAUUAUUAUUAUUAUUAUUAUUAUUGAUUCAAAUGGUUCUUUUGUAUGUUGCAGAAUUCCUACAAUGAGGGCACUUUCCUCAUCGGAAAUAAUCUGUAAUCCAGCCUGCUGGCAAGGGCUGAUGGGAAUUGUAGUACAAAACAUCUGGAAGGCACCAAGUUGGCAAAGACUGGUAUAAUCUGUCCGUUGAGCAUCAUAUGCUAGGGCAGUGAUGGCCAAAGCUGGCCCUCCAGCUGUUUUGGAACUACAACUCCCAUCAUCCCUGACCACUGGUCCUGUUAUCUAGGGGUGAUGGGAGUUGUAGUACCAAAACAGCUGGAGGACCACGUUUGGCCAUCACUGUGCUAGGGCCAUGAUAGGAUAGACCUCUGGAAGCCACGCUUGGCAGUGUGUAAAGCGGCCUACGUUCUGAAGGAGAAGACAGGUGGUAUCAGCUCUCGAACAGCGGAACUGGUCUGAAAGCACAGGGGUGUGUAGCAAGCUGCAAUUGGAAUCCACCUAGCCCAGUAUUGUCUGCACUGACCACCAGCAGCUGCUCCGCAGGAUUCGAACCUAGUACCCAGAAACCGGAUCAACAUCGGGACAUUGUGAGAGAACACCGUAUAUUUGAAGCUCCGUAGUAUCACUCUGAGUCGUGGCUUCCCGCCAAAUGACCCUGGGAGCUGUAGGGUUUUUUUAAGUUGCUAAGUUUUGUUAAGGAUGCUGGUGGCGCUGUGGGUUAAACCACAGAGCCUAGGACUUGCUGAUCAGGUCAGCGGUUCGAAUCCCCGCGACGGGGUGAGCUCCCGUUGCUCGGUCCCUGCUCCUGCCAACCUAGCAGUUCAAAGCACAUCAAAGUGCAAGUAGAUAAAUAGGUACCGCUCCAGUGGGAAGGUAAACGGCAUUUCCGUGCGCUGCUCUGGUUUGCCAGAAGCGGCUUAGUCAUGCUGGCCACGUGACCCGGAAGCUGUACGCCAGCUCCCUUGGCCAAUAAAGCGAGAUGAGCGCCACAACCCCAGAGUCAGCCACGACUGAACCUAAUGGUCAGGGGUCCCUUUACCUUUAAGUUUUGUUAAGAGACCUCUUGCCUCCCAGGGAGCUGCAAUUCAUAGAAUCACAGAAUUGGAAGGGACCUUGAGGGCCAUGUAAUCUGACCCCCUGAAAUGCAGGAAUCUCAACAUGUGGUUUCCCGUCCAAUCUGGAACCACCCUGGACCCUGCUUAGCUUUGCAAAUCGUGUUCGCGAUUUCACUGCUGCGCCCCUAGGUGGUUCGAUUCCCAGAGUUCCCAUGAAGAGGAACUGAUUAUUAAAACCCUUUUUGAACGGUGGUUCCUGGAGCGGGAAUAACAGCUCUCAGCAUUCGCAACAAACUAGAACUCCCAGGAUUCUUUUUUGGUGGUGGGUGGGGAGCCAUGACUGUGCAAAGUCAUAUCGUAGCGCUUUAAAUGUAUGCUGCAAUUGCAGUGUUCAAAUGAGGUUGCUCAUCUGAGUUUUUAUGGUUUUUCCUGUCUGUGUGCCCAGAAAUAAGUGCAACUGUCCUGUUUCCACCUUAUCUUCUCUGUUCCUCACAUGCAGAUCUCUGGUUUUGAAACGUCUUGCUUCCGACUGCUCAAACUCCCAUCGCCUUUCGGCAUAUUUUGAAUUUUCGGGGGGGGGGGCGGGAAUUCCUCUGAAGGUGGGAAAGAGAGAUCGAGAUUGGAACUCAGCGCUGCCAAGUCAGCAAGAGUCACAAUGCCCUCCUUGUUUCUGAGACAAGGAAAAACAUACAUCUAUUUCUUUUGACCUGCGGAACGGGGUGGGGAGCUAUUCCUUCUCCUCUCUUGCCAAACCCUUUUGAAACCUCGCUUCCCUGAGAUACGCUGAGCAAACCAUCGCCCUACGCCAGCAUGCUAAUGAAGCCGUCUCCAUGGAAACGGGCUCAUUACCACUCAUUUUUGCUGGCCCCUUUCCAGUCGGGCUCCGCUCGUCUUUCAAAAUUUCAAACCGCACAUCAUAAAUAAAAAAGAGAUUAUAUUUUAUUUUAUUUUAUUUAAAAAAAUGCCAAGGGCUGAGAAAAAAAGAAAGAAAGCAAAAAGCUGAAUGUGAAUCGACUUCCUUGUCCCCAUUAAGAAACCUUGUCAGUUCCAAAAAAAGCCGGAAGAAUUUUUUGCUAGGCUUGGUGGGAGAAGAUAUUAAGAAGACAGACCAAAGAUUAUAUCUGUAUGCAACAACAGCAGCUAGAGUUUUGAUAGCCCAAAAGUGGAAGUCACAGGAGAUUCCGACUGUAAGGGAAUGGCAGAUAAAGUUGGUCGAAUACGCUGAAAUGGCAAAAUUGACACACAGAAUUCGCAAUCAGGAGGAGACGAAGUACCAAAAAGAAUGGAGUAAAUUUAUAGUUUAUAUAAGUGAGAACUGUAGAAAUAUGAAAACGUUGGCAGGAUUGAAUUAAGUCUUAUGUCACGCUGUAAUUCUUAACCAAUGAAACUGUGAAUUAUAGAUUGGAAUAAGAAAACUUGCGGAAGGGAAGGACGGAAGUCAACGGCUCUAUGGAGCAUAAAGUAGGAUAUAUGUAAUAAGACUUGAUGUUUUUGUUGGUUGGUGUUGGUGUUCUUAAAUCUCAAUAAAAAGCAUUUGGAAAAAGAAAAAAGAAACCUUGUCGGAAUCCCCAGCGAAAAAAAGUCAAAAUACCAAACAGAAAUCUUAGAGGGUAGAACAAAACUUUUGUCUAAAAUGUACGACUGUUUGCUCGAAUGGAACACCAAGGAUGAAAGAAGUCAUGAUAAAAUGGGCAGUCGACUUUGGUUACAAUAUUGAGUACAACAACUGGGUAAGACUAUGGAAGGAAGGUAUGAGGUUUACAGCGUGCUCCACCUUAAAAGAAAACCUAGGGGAAAUGAUGUACCAGUGAUAUAUUAAAGUGUAAGGGGACCCCUGACCAUUAGGCCCAGUCGUGGCCGACUCUGGGGUUGCGGCGCUCAUCUCGCUUUAUUGGCCAAGGGAGCCAGUGUACAACUUCCGGGUCAUGUGGCCAGCAUGACUAAGCCGCUUCUGGCGAACCAGAGCAGCGCACGGAAACACUGUUUACCUUCCCGCCGGAGCAGUACCUAUUUAUCUACUUGCACUUUGACGUGCUUUCGAACUGCUAGAUGGGCAGGAGCAGGGACCGAGCAACGGGAGCUCACCCCGUCGCAGGGAUUCGAACCGCCGACCUUCUGAUCAGCAAGUCCUAGGCUCUGUGGUUUAACCCACAGCACCACCCGUGUCCCUUGGUGAUAUAUUACCCCAGUUAAAUUGGCAAAAAUGUACAGAUUGAGUAAUAAAGCCUGCUGGAAGUGCAAAUUAAAGGACGGCGAAUUCUACCAUAUGUGGUGGACAUGUGAAAAGAUGAAAAAGUUUUGGGACUCGAUAUAUAAUGAGUUGAAAAAACUUUUCAAAUAUGCAUUCCCAAAGAAACCGGAGGCUUUUUUAUUAGGGAUAAUAGGAGAGGAAGUGAGAAAAGAAGACCGUAAAUUAUUUCAGUACGCCACGACUGCCGCUAGGAUUCUCGUGGCCCAAAAGUGGAAAUCCCAGGAGAUCCCAACCAUAAUGGAGGGGCAGACAAAAUUAUUUGAAUAUGCAGAAUUGGCAAAAAUGACCUCUAAAAUUCGAGACCAAAAAGUGACAAAGUUUGAAGAGGAGUGGAGUAAAUUUGUUGUGUGCAUACGAAUUAAUUGCAGAAGUUUAGAAACUGUAGCAGGGCUAAUAUAAAUCCUGUGAUGGGAAUAGAGGGCAAAUAUGAAUCUGUAAGAGAAGACGUAAAUUAGGAAAACCGAAGCAGGGCAGGAGGGAAGUCCGGGCGCGAAAUUGUGCAGGGUAAAUAAGACGACACAAAAUGUUGAAUGUAAAAGUUUAAAUUUUAUUUAUGUUUGUGAAAAUCAAUAAAAUGCAUUUGGAAAAAAAAGAAAAGAAACCUUGUCAGAAUCCCAAAACAUCCCAAGUGCUUGGAAGGAGAGGGAGGGGAACAAAUGCAAAAUGUGGUUUUCAAAAGUUUUUUUCCAACCUUGAUGCAAGGGCUUGGCGGGCAGCAGGUAGCCAAAAACUGACAGGUGGAGUAUUGCAGGUAGACUGCGCCUAAACAUGGAGGUUCUAUUUAACUCUCAUCUCCGGGCUAUUUUUCCUCCAUGCGGGAAGGGAAAAGCCAUUUAAGCUAACAGUGACUCGGACAGGAAUGUGAAGGAACCGCUAGGCUAAGCUGGCCUCCUCUUCUAAAGAUUUGUGAUACGGUACGUUACAAUGUUUAAGUUGCUGUCAUGUUUAAAACUACGCUUGACAUUAGUUGCAACACAGGCUUUGAAGUUUGAAACGUCUUCUUCUUUUCCUCUUAUGUGUUUACUUCCUUGGCUCCCGUGCGCGUCCUCUGUUUGGGUUCCCUCGUACAUUUCGCUUACUUUUCAAGUAUACACACAUAUAUAAAUUGUAAACAGGCGGAAUUUUGCCUUCGUUGGAAACCAGCAGUAAUGAGCCUUUUGCAAAUCCGAUUAAACGUUAGGAAGAACAAAUACAAAUUUAUUAUUUCAGUCGCAGACCAGUUCCAGCUCACAUACAGUAUCAGGGAAGUCAUAAAACACGAUAGGGAGACCCCACAGCUAAUUCUCCCCUGGCCUCCUCGCUGGCCCAAGUAGGACCAAUUCAGCCAGCUAGCCCUGGUGAUUAUCCAAUGCUUAUUUCCCCUAAAUUGAUUUUUGAUUUUUAUUGUUAUUCAUGUUUUUAUACUGUAUUUUAUGCUGCUUUUAUAACUAAGUGGUUUAUAUUUGUUGUUAGCCGCCCUGAGCCCGGUUUUUGAACCAGAAAGGGCAGGGUAUAAAUAAAAAAUUAUUAUUAUUAUUAUUAUUAUUAUUAUUAAUUUUGCAAUUGGGUAUAACAGGGACAAUACAGAUAUAACAGCAGUUAAAAAUAUGUAACAUAGAACCAAAACAGAACCAAAUAAACGUAAGUCUUAUAAGUCUCUGAAAGUCUUGGUAGACUGUGCAAGUCUCUGAAAGAAGCAAGGGGUCAGAUUCUUAUCUGGUGAAAACAAGCUGUAAAGCUUUGUUUUAUGAUGUCCAACGCUGCCGAAGUGGUCCACAAACAGACGUAGUGAACAGUGAUUAUAUAUAUAAACAUAUAUAUAUAUAGUUUUCAAGAGAAUCCAUCAAGAGUGCAUAUUUUGUGACUUUCAGUGAUUUAUAAGAUUUCUGUUUAUUUGGUUUUGCAGAGAGUGCAUAUUUCAUAUAUUUCAUACUGUUCAAUGUUCUGUAUACAUUAUAUAAAGAGUUUAUAUUGACAUCGCAUUGGUCAUUGUGUUGCCUUGGAUAUUACAAAUAAAAAUUUCGACCGGUGCUGGGGUGGGAACCUGUUUGCCAUCGCCCCAUUUUGGGACGGUGAAUUCCACAGGUGGGCACCCCAUUGUGCAGGGUUAUACCGGUUGAAUUAUGACCUGCCAUGCAGGUGUUAAAGGCCCAGGGGCUUUGCUGGGAGGGGAGGUGACAACUGAGGAUCAGAUCUUAAACAGGACCACCUGCCAGCAGUAAAGGGGAGGAGAAAGUAAUUAGCCAGCUGGAACCUAUAUAGAGAACAAAAGGCCAGGCCAAAGUUUCCUUUGCAAAGCGAGCGGGGAGCAUAGUCCUUGCAGAAACCCCCAAUUUCCCUAUCCAGAUCUUCAGUUUCUGUGAGUGCGUGAAAACUCUCAACCUUGUUGCUCUGUAAUCUCCUUUCUCUACAAGAAUCUGGGUGCUUUUAUUGCAAGGAAAGGUGGGUUUGCAAGCAUGCCGGCGUCCCACAGGUGAAGUUGGUGGAGAGUGUGUUAGGAAUUUUAUGGUCUUAGAUAUAUGGUAAUGUUCAUAACCGCACAUACAUAGAUCAGCACAGGAAGACCAACCUGGAACCAUUUUGAUUCCUAAACUGACCAAAUGUUUUCUCUGCAAGGUCAAAAUGGAAAAGCCUCCCCAUUGUCUCUUCCUUCACAAAUCCUGUCUUAAGGGUAUGUCUGUGUUUGAAUAAGGGUGUGAGCCUUAUCAUUACAAAAGACUGGCCAGGCUCCUCAGGCAAUCCAAUCAAGUAACCUGUCAGACAGGAAAUAAACAAGGAUAGGAGAAAAACAACAUGCAAAUGUUCUGUUUUAGACCACCUUUUCUGUGAUGUAUCUGAGAGGUGGUCUUAGGUUACACCCCUUCUGUGAUGUAUGUACUGUAUAAUGUUUCUGGGGGUGGUCUUGAUCUAGAGGAUGGGAAUUUCAAAAGUCUUUAUAAGCCCUUGCACAGCAUUUUUGUGGGUCCUCCUCCUUUUCUGCAUGUGAGGGGAGCACCCUGUUGCAACAGAUCAAUAAAGAUCAAGCUUACUAGCUGCUUUGCUUCUCAAUAUUCUCUGGUUGGCCUCUGUUAUUUUCUCCUACCAAUAGGGAACCUACGUAAGGACUCUAUAUGGGCUCUUGGAUACCCCAUAAGGGAAAAGGGCAUAUUUUUAUUUACAACAAGAGGCAUGCUAAGCCAGCCUUUGCCAAUUUGGCAGCCUCUGGAGGUUUGGGACUACAACUCCCAUCGGCCCCAAUUGGCAAAGGCCGCCUCUAAUAUAAUAAUACCGCCUCCCGGUUUGCCCCACGGACAGCCUUAAGGUCCAUAAAUAGCAAGACCCUAGAGGUCCCAGGCCCUAAGGAAGUCAGAUUAGCCUCAACCAGAGGCAGGGCCUUUUCAACACUGGCCCCAGCCUGGUGGAACACUCUGUCUCAUGAGACCAGGGCCCUGCAGGAUCUGAUUUCUUUCCGCAGGGCCUGUAAGACAGAGUUGUUCCGCCUGGCCUUUGGCUUGGAGCCAAUUUGAUUCCCUCCCCCUCUUUCUUUUUUCUUUUUCCUUUCUCCUGUGAUGAGGCUGCAUUUUAAUAUUUUAAUGUUUCAAUAUUUUAAUGUUGUAUUUUAAUCUUGUUUUUAAGUUGUAUUCAUUCAACUUGUUUUUAUUAUUGCUUGUUAGCCGCCCUGAGCCCAACCUUGGCUGGGGAGGGCGGGGUAUAAAUAAAAAUUAUUAUUAUUAUUAUUAUUAUUAAUAUGUAGUGAAAGUGGCUUGAACACCAAGCUGCAUUUGUUGCACGUUAUUUUAUGCUCUUGCUUCAAACCGGACGGGGUUCGUAUGCUGCCUGGAGAACUUGCAUUAUGAGGGGGUGGGUGAAAGCAAAGGGUAAACCUUUUUUGCGGCUAGGAGUGUGUGGUCAGAUGACUUCCGUUACAUUUCAGAACGUGCACCUCCCGUCUUCACCUGUAGGAUGUCUGCCUGCCUCCGGUCCAAUGAUCAUUGACAUAAACCAGCAUGAUUUGUGGCCAAAGUGAAUGCCCCGAGCACUUAAACCAGGAGUCAGCAAACUGUUUCAGCAGGGGGCCGGUCCACUGUCCCUCAGAGCUUGUGGAGGGCCGGACUAUAUAUUUGGGGGGGGGGGGGAUGAACGAAUUCCUAUGCCCCACAAAUAACCCAGAGAUGCAUUUUAAAUAAAAGGACACAUUCUACUUGUGUAAAAACACAGUGAUUCCCGGACCAUCCGUGGGCCGGAUUUAGAAGGCGAUUGGGCCGGAUGUGGCCCCCCGGGCCUUAGUUUGCCUACCCAUGGCUUAAACCUCCGCCUGUGCCUCUGCAGACCUGAAAACGUUUCUUGGGCUGCCUUUGAUGCGAGGCAGGUGUUGCUGGUUUUGCAGCUGGCUUUUAACGCACACAAACCAAACUGUUCUCGAGAUCAUUGUGUUCUCUUCCUGCUUCUCUGCCCCUGUGAAUACUUUCGUUUUAUUUUAUUGCAUGAGUGUACUGUGGGACUGUUCAGGGUGGCAGGAGAGGAUAUAUCGUUUAUUAAUAUCCUUCCUAACUUGUGCUAGCAGGUUCCUUAGCAGAGCUUACAUUCCCCUUCUCACGCACAGCAGGUAGCUGGUUGCAGGCUCGUGUGAGCUUCUCACUAUUAUACAAUUCAGUCUGUCUCGGAUAAAGCCCUAAACGGCCUCGGUCCUGUAUACCUGAAGGAGCAUCUCCACCCCCAUCGUUCAGCCCGGACACAGAGGUCCAGCUCCAAGGGCCUUCUGGCGGUUCCCUCAUUGCGAGAAGUGAGGUUACAGGGAACCAGACAAGAGGGCCUUCUCGGUAGUGGCGCCCACCCUGUGGAACGCCCUCCCUUCAGAUGUGAAGGAAAUAAGCAGCUAUCCUAUCUUUAAAAGACAUCUGAAGGCAGCCCGUUUAGGGAAGUUUUUAAUAUUUAAUGCUGUAUUGUUUUAAACACUUGAUUGGGAGCCGCCCAGAGUGGCUGGGGAAACUCAGCCAGAUGGGUGGGGUAUAAAUGAAAAAUUAUUAUUAUUAUUGUACGUUCCUGCUAGCUGAGAGCUAGCAGAGCAGUCCUAGCUAAAAGCUGGUCAAACGAAGAAGGAAGUAAAAAAACAGAGUGUGCUGCGUGACUCAUCCUUUUGUUACCUGGAAAGGUAAGGUCACGCCCACCUUCUAUCACAUGCAAAAAGAAGGAUGCUCCAGCCAGGAGGAACAGGAAGUUUUUGACUGGCUGGACUAACCAUUCCCAUGCAUGUCUUUUCUAACAUUACAAGGAAUGUUGUACUUGACUGCUUCUCAUGGAUCACAUCCCACAAGUACCACCAUUUUUCUUCCAAGGGUCUCCAGGUGGCCGUGCGAAAUAGGUCUUUGGGAUGCUCCCCAGCCACACCCCCUCUCCUCAGGCCCCGCCCCUCGGCUUGAAGGACAAGGCUACCAAUGGCCACUGAGCACAACAGCUGUGUCUUUCCUCUUCUGUUGGAGGCAGUGGAUCUCGGAAGAGCCACAGCCGGGAAUGGCGGGUUGGGAGAGACAAAGUCCUGCCCGCGGACUUCCCUUUGGAGCUCCUGGUUGGCCACUGUAAGAACAGGGUACUAGACUGGCGGUGCCUUCGACCUCAUCCUGCAGCCAGGCUAACUUUCCUACCGUCAUGCGGGACAUAAUUGAGAUUGAGAGCGAAUCCUGACAAGACAGAAGUACUGGUUUUGGGGGACAGACAGGUGUGGAAGACUCCCUGGUCUUGAAUGGGGCAACUGUGCCCCUGAAGGACCAGGUGUGCAGCCUGGGAGUCAUUUUGGACUCACAGCUUUCCAUGGAGGUGCAGGUCAAUUCUGUGUCCAGGGCGGCUGUCUACCAGCUCCAUCUGGUACACAGGCUGAGACCCUACCUGCCUGCAGACUGCCUCACCAGAGUGGUGCAUGCUCUGGUUAUCUCCCGCUUGGACUACUGCAAUGCGCUCUAUGUGGGGCUGCCUUUGAAGGUGCCCCGGAAACUACAACUAAUCCAGAACGUGGCAGCCAGACUGGUGACUGGAAGCGGCCACCGAGACCAUAUAACACUGGUCUUGAAAGACCUACAUUGGCUCCCAGUACGUUUCCGAGCACACUUCAAAGUGUUGGUGCUGACCUUGAAAGCCCUAAAUGGCCUCGGUCCAGUAUAUCUGAAGGAGUAUCUCCACCCCCAUCGUUCUACCCGGACACUGAGGUCCAGUACCGAGGGCCUUCUGGCGGUUCCCUCACUGCGAGAAGCCAAGUUGCAGGGAACCAGGCAGAGGGCCUUCUCGGUGGUGGCGCCCUCCCACCAGAUGUCAAAGAGAACAACAACUACCAUACUUUUAGAAGACAUCUGAAGGCAGCCCUGUUUAGGGAAGCUUUUAAUGUUUGAUGUAUCACAGUAUUUUAAUAUUUUUUUGGAAGCCGCCCAGAGUGGCUGGGGAAGCCCAGCCAGAUGGGCGGGGUAUAAAUAAAUUAUGAUUAUGAUUAUGCCUUUGUUUAGCUCUGAUGAAACAGAUUCCGAUUGCUUCCUUCUGCUUUUCUGCGGGCGGGCAGUUCGCACUCUCUUUCGGGUUAUAAGCUGUUUCGAGCACUCUUUAAACGUCACGCCUUAGGCUUGCAGCCUGCUCAGGGGUCUGUAAGGUGAAGGGUGGGCAAUCAAUAAUAAAAAUAAUAGUUAAUAAUAUUAUUGGGGGUGAGGCGAGGGGGGAAAGGAUCUCCCCAGGGGCUGGUGGGAGUUGUGCUUCAAAACAUCUUGUUGGGGGUGGAUAGCAGGGCUUAGACACAUCCCACAUGUGCCAUUCUCUUUGAUUCUACAGGGCUUUGCUUACUCUUGAGGAGUGAACAUCCUCGGCUCGGAUCAUCUCCACAGAAUAUCACAGGGGACACUGACUUCAGGUGAAUUGCCCUCCUUCAUUUUCUAUCUAGCGCGUGGGACCCUGUGGGUUUGGAAAAAAAACAUUCCAACAUUGCAGAGGGUUGUACUAGAUUUUCACUUUUCUAAAGGCUUAAAGGAUGGUUCUUAAUUUUCCUUAUUGAUAAUGUUCUUGUUUUCUCUUUUUGGCAAACCACUUUGACUGUGUUUUUUUUAAAAAACAGUCACGCGGCGUAUGAAUUUUAUGUAAUAAGUAAAAUAAAAGAAGUCAUCUUGGGAAUCCUGCUGUCUAAUCUCAAAACACAUCGCGGGAGAGAGCUGGUUGUGUUUGAACCAGGGGGAGGGCCUUCUCGGUAGUGGCACCCACCCUGUGGAACGCCCUCCCAUCAGAUGUCAAGGAAAUAAACAACUAUCUGACUUGUAGAAGACAUCUGAAGGCAGCCCUGUUUAGGGAAGUUUUUAAUGUUUGAUGUUUUAUCGUGUUUUUAAUAUUCUGUUGGGAGCCGCCCAGAGUGGCUGGGGAAACCCGGUCAGGUGGGCAGAGUAUAAAUAACAAGAUUGAUUGAUUGAUUGAUUGAUUGAUUGAUUGCAUCAGCAUAAUGCCCUAAUAGGUGAGCUUGGAUGCAUUUUCUCAAAACUCACUUUACUUUUUAUACAUAUGAGUUUACAAGAAUCCUUCUCUGCAAGCUAAGUGUUUUCCCAAGGUGAGUUUCCGUUCUCCACCAGCUAAGGUACUUUAAAAAUAAAAAUAGUGGACUAGUUUCUUGCAGCCCAUGAAACCAAACUGUAGUACAGUGGUACCUCGCAAGACGAAUGCCUCGCAAGACGAAAAACUCGUUCCACAAGACGAAUUUCCCUAUGGGCUUGCUUUGCAAGACGUUUCGUCUUGUGAGUUCUUGCGAGUUUGUUUCCUUUUUCUUAAAGCCGCUAAGCCGUUAAUAGCCGCUAAGCCGUUAAUAGCCGCUAAUAGCCGCUAAUAGCCGUGCUUCGCAAGACGAAAAAACUGCAAGACGAAGAGACUCGCGGAACAGAUUAAUUUCGUCUUGCGAGGCACCACUGUAUUUGCAUCAUUAUUAAUCACCCUCCCCUCGCUCAGAUUCCUCUUCCUCCGAGGAUGGCUUUGCAAGCCUAGCAGUUUAUUAGCUCCCUGAUGGAUCACCUUGAUUUAUUCUCUCGUUUUUUGCAGCGCACCGGGAAGGGCAAGCACCCGCAGGCCCACGAGGAAAGUUCAGAUGGCCAGCAACAACACCACCAGCAUAGCGCAAGCCAGGAAACUGGUAGAGCAGCUCAAAAUGGAGGCGAACAUUGACAGAAUAAAGGUAAGACCCUGCAAGCAAUUUCUUGGCUCAGACAGAUGGCUUAGGGCAGACAUAGGCAGCCUUCGGCCCUCCAUAUGUUUUGGCCUACAACUCCCAUGAUCCCUAGGGAAAUAUACUCGGAGUCGAGAGUGGAUUUCAUGCUCUUUAUUCAGCUCAUAGUGGUGAGAAGGAAUGAAUGUUCCCCCAAAAUAUCUGCUUUAUAUACAUUAUUUACACAAAUGAUUGGCUAAUUCCGGGAUUCUCCUGUAGGCCAAUCAGGUUGUGGAUUUACUUCCACCUGGAGCUGGAUUGGGUGGCUCCUGCGGAGCAAUCAUACUGCUGCAUUGUUCUAGGACCAAUCAGACUGCUGCAUUCUGAAUCCUAUUGUUCUAGGACCAAUCAGACUGCUGCAUUCUGAAUUCUAUUGUUCUAGGACCAAUCAGACUGCUGCAUUCUGGAUCCUAUUGUUCUAGGACCAAUCAGGCUGCUGCAUUCUGGAUCAUAUUGUUCUAGGACCAAUCAGACUGCUGCAUUCUGAAUCCUAUUGUUCUAGGACCAAUCAGGCUGCUGCAUUCUGGAUCAUAUUGUUCUAGAACCAAUCAGGCUGCUGCAUUCUGAAUCCUAUUGUUCUAGGACCAAUCAGGCUGCUGCAUUCUGAAUCCUAUUGUUCUAGGACCAAUCAGACUGCUGCAUUCUGAAUCCUAUUGUUCUAGGACCAAUCAGACUGCUGCAUUCUGAAUCCUAUUGUUCUAGGACCAAUCAGGCUGCUGCAUUCUGAAUCCUAUUGUUCUAGGACCAAUCAGACUGCUGCAUUCUGAAUCCUAUUGUUCUAGGACCAAUCAGGCUGCUGCAUUCUGAAUCCUAUUGUUCUAGGACCAAUCAGACUGCUGCAUUUUGGAUCAUAUUGUUCUAGAACCAAUCAGGCUGCUGCAUUCUGGAUCCUAUUCAACUCAGUAAAUAACACCUAGCUAACAGGACCAGUGGUCAGGGAUGAUGGGAACUGUAGUCUCAAACAUCUGGAGGGCCAAAGGUUGCCGAUGCCUGGCUUGGGGAAAGGGGAUGUUGUUGAUUUUUUUUGGAGCAGCUUUGGCCCUGCAGAAGUUCUUGGGACUACAACUCCCAUAAGCCCCAGCCAGCAUGGGGAUGGUGGGAGUUGGAGUCCGUGGAAUUGGACGAUUCAGGACAGCGCGUCAUUAAACGGUGGAACUCGCUGCCACAGGAGGCAGAGAUGGCCGCCAUCUUUGAUGGCUUUAAAAGACAACUAGCAAAAUUCAUGGAGGAGAGCGCGAUCAAGGGCUAUUACCCACAGUGGUUCUGCUCUGCAGAAAAUGAGAGCGGUCUUCUGUUCGAAUCCGGCCUGAGGGUUCCUCAUUGGGGCAUGUGUUCGGCCACUGUGAGAACAGGAAGCUGGGCUAGAUGGGCCUGAUCCACCAAGCUCAUCAUAUGUUCUUAUCUUAAGUAGACUGGCUAGAAUUUGCAACGAUAAAGCGACCCCACCCCCGCCAUCCAGGGAGAAAUCUGGGGUGUUGGGGUGUUGGACAAUCAGGAGUGGAUUUCUUUUGUGACAAGACCAUGAGCUCCCUUCAGCUCUGGUAAAAAAGUAAAGGUAAAGGGACCCCUGACCAUUAGGUCCAGUCAUGACCGACUCUGGGGUUGCGGUGCUCAUCUCGCUUUAUUGGCCGUGGGAGCCGGCGUACAGCUUCCGGGUCAUGUGGCCAGCAUGACUAAGCCACUUCUGGCGAACCAGAGCAGUGCACGGAAACGCUGUUUACCUUCCCGCCGGAGCAGUACAUAUUUAUCUACUUGCACUUUGACGUGCUUUCGAACUGCUAGGUUGGCAGGAGCAGCGACUGAGCAACGGGAGCUCACCCUGUCACGGGGAUUUGAACCGCUGACCUUCUGAUCGGCAAGCCCUAGGGCUCUGUGGUUUAACCCACAGUGCCACAAAUUCCUGGGCUCCGAAGUCUAUUCAUUUCAAGAGUAGAUCUUUUGUUCCUGGUUCUAGUUGGCGGAUAUCAGGAUUAAAAAAACAACAACACCAGAUCCUGCAAGCCUGGCGUCUGCCACCCGUGUCUUGGUAAAUGAAAUUUGGCCCAUGUGUGCCAGCAAAUCUUCUUUCUUCUUCUUUGGUGAUCCCUCGUAGCCAAAUAAGAUUGCCUUCCAUAAGCACGGUUUUAACAGUGAGUCCGUAAGCGACAGCGAUUCCACCGUUCAGGCACGCCCUCGAUUUACGAAUCCUCAAGCCAUUUCCAUUGCAUUGCCACGUUGUGGGAACUUGGCUUGGCUCGAGUUACCAUUUCCUAGCUGCAUUUUUCUGGUUGUUCUUUUGUUAAAUGGGGUAACCUACCCUGCUAUCCAUGGACAGAAAUUCAGAGAGCCUUUGUGUUAAAAUGUGCUAGAUGGCUGCGGCUUGCUGCUUUCUCCCUGCGUUACUGUGGCAACAGCAAGCAUCCUUCACCGUGGCUUGGCAUACUUAGAAAGGGGUCUCGGCCAGCCUUGCGUUAUCAAGGGGUUGCUUGCUAUUACACAAAAACACAUACGUUGCAGGCUGGACUUGGGUUUGGGAAAUUUCCCAAGGUGUACCUGGCGCAGACGAAGAACAUAGGAGAAAAUCCAUUCCAUUUGCCUUUAAAGGCAAACCUACCCAGCUCAGUUUCUGAAACCAUACCUGAGCCAAAACACAGCCGUCCUUUGAGAUUCACACUUUCUGAAUUUUGCAAUGUAGCUCUCCCGCCAACGAAUGUGUGCCAAAAUGCCUUAUUGUGGGGGGAACUGCAAAAUGACAUGUGCUGGACAAAAUUGCACAGCAAAAUUGGAUGUAGCGUGAAACAGGAGCACGAAAACGCUGAUAAUUUUUCAUGAGGGCUUCUUAAAAAGAAUCGGCAAACAGAUGUGGAAAUGUGAGGAAGUGAAGAUUGGAAAAAUAUGUAACGGAGAAGUUAGAAUGAAGAGAUUUGCCUAUCCCUUGUGUGUCUGUCUGUGUCUUCCCCACUGCAGAGAGUGGGGAUUUCAACGAAGGCAUAGUUUGCACAAUGCGGUUUUUUGAGAGAUCAGCUCCCUGAAUUUUGGUUUCCACUCUGGUUCAUUUGCAGGGGUGGGAGGGGAAAUGAGGCCGAGGCUAGCACGGCUCUGGGAAUUACGAAAUUUGGGUAAAAGAGGGAGAGUGGCAAGAUUCAUUUUGCCACUAGGAAGAGAGAAGGGGUGUUCCUUAUAUUGGGAGCUGAUCCAUUAGGGCAAAUGGGGCACAGCCCCACCCAGCCAGUAGAGUAGUGGCAAAUCCAAAAGGACAGGACCCCAUCAUGAUACCGUUGGAUCAAUCCAUCAACAUCUGAUGGAUGAUUUAGUAGGAUUGGGUCCGGCAUCACUUUCCCUGCCCGUGUGUGCCAGUAUCCAUGCUCAGCAGAGUUACAUCUCGACGCAGCUGCUGCCUUGGAAGUGUCUUCAAGGUUGAAGGUACACACAGUAGGCCAUAAACACUCAUGGAUGCCAUAAAGAUUCAGUCAAGUGCAGAAGUUUACUUGACAGGCAUAAAAGCAUAUUGGUAGCAAAUAUAUACAGUAAUAUUAAUAAUAAUUAGGGACGCGGGUGGCACUGUGGGUUAAACCACAGAGCCUAGGACCUGCAGAUCAGAAGGUCAGUGGUUCGAAUCCCCGCAAUGGGGUGAGCUCCCAUUGCUUGGUCCCUGCUCCUGCCAACCUAGCAGUUCAAAAGCACGUCAAAGUGCAAGUAGAUAAAUAGGUACCGCUCCGGCGGGAAGGUAAACGGCAUUUCUGUGCGCUGCUCUGGUUCACCAGAAGCAGCUUGGUCAUGCUGUCCACAUGGCCCUGAAGCUGUACGCUGGCUCCCUCGGCCAAUAAAGCGAGAUGAGCACCACAACCCCAGAGUCGGUCACGACUGUACCUAAUGGUCAGGGGUCCCUUUACCUUUACCUAAUAAUAAUAAUUAAUAAUAAAAUUAUUUAUACCCCACCCAUCUGGCUGAGUUUCCCCAGCCACUCUGGGCGGCUUUCAACAAAACACAAAAAUAUAAUAACCUAUUAAACAUUAAAAGCUUCCCUAAACAGGGCUGCCUUCAGAUGUCUUCUAAAAGUUUGGUAGUUAUUUUUCUCUUUGACAUCUGGUGGGAGGGCGUUCCACAGGGCGGGUGCCGCCACCAAGAAGGCCCUCUGUCUGGUUCCCUGUAACUUGGCUUCUCGCAGUGAGGGAACCGCCAGAAGGCCCUUGGAGCUGGACCUCAGUGUCCGGGCAGAACGAUGGGGGUGGAGACGCUCCUUCAGAUCUACUGGGCUGAGACCGUUUAGGGCUUUAAAGGUCAGCACCAACACUUUGAAUUGUGCUUGGGAACGACAUGGGAGCCAAUGCAGGUCUUUCAAGACCGGUGUUAUGUGGUCCCGGCGGCCUCUCCCAGUCACCAGUCUAGCUGCCGGAUUUAUUGCAGUUUCCGGGUCACCUUGAAAGGUAGCUUAGAGUCCAACAAGACUCCAAGACUCACUCAUUCUCUGCUUCCCUCACCGCAAGGCUCAAGCAAGAGACUCACAACAAGUUACAAGUUGCACAGAACCUUUGUUAUCAGUACUUCCUGCGACACUGCACAUGUCCAAAGUACAGUUCCCACAAAAAAUGUCAUUUCAUAGACCAAACAAUCUUGACCUUCUGCUUCUUUGUUUGUGGAACAAAUGAUUCUCACACACACAGAGAGAAUACCCAACAGAUACUCACAACCACGGCUUCUCACAGCCACCGCUGUGAGAUUACGCAAUAAGAACAUAAAAAUAACCUGCUGGAUCUGCCCAACGGCCCAUCUAGUCCAGAUCCUGUUCUCACAGUGACGAACCAGAUGCACGUGCGAAACCCGCAAGCAGGACCUGAGGACAAGAACCCUCUUCCCUCCUGAGUCUGAGAUUGUGGAGGCAGAGAAUAGCCCUCUCCUCCAUGAUCAUGUCUGAUCCUCUUUUAAAGCCAUCAAAGUUGAUGGCCAUCACUGCCUCCUGACAGGAAAAGGUCAAAUUUUUGCUUUUCCGGGAGGUCAGCAAGCCUCACCAGCAGGGGAUCAAUGGUCACACUAUGUGCCUCUUCAUAAAAGGGACACCUAAAGAACAAGUGCUCUGGGCUUCCUAUCUCCCCCAAUAAACAGGCGCAAAAUCUCUGAGCAUAUGGGACUUUUUAAAAAAGGAUCCUUCCAGGACCAGCGAGGGCAGAGCCAAGCUUCUGGCAAGUGUAAAAGCCCUUCUUGCAUUUUUGGAUACGAGAAAGAAGAGAUAUGCUCGCUAUAUAUCUCUCGAUUUCUCCAAUUUUAUAGUCAGGGCACCUUGAGCAGUCCUGUUGUCUCUCGGUGUCUAUGAUUCUUUGCUGCAGGAGGGUAGAUUUCUGUUGCAGUUGGAGGAAAACUCACAUUGACUUUGUGCAAGUUGAGAGUCCAUUAAUAUCUAGAGACGUUCGUACCUACGGAACUGCCUCUCCCGGUAUGCCCCACGGAGAGCCUCAAGGUCCAUAAAUAGCAACACCCUAGUGGCCCCAGGCCCUAAGGAAGUCAGAUUAGCCUCAACCAGAGCCAGGGCCUUUUCAACACUGGCCCCAGCCUGGUGGAACGCUCUGCCUCAUGAGACCAGGGCCCUACAGGAUCUGAUUUCUUUCCGCAGGGCCUGUAAGACAGAGCUGUUCUGCCUGGCCUCUGGCUUGGAGCCAAUUUGAUUCCCUCCCUCUUUCUUUUUUCUUUUCCUUUCUCCUCCUGCGAUGAGGCUACAUUUUAAUAUUUUAAUGUUUUAAUGUUGUAUUUUAAUUUUGUUUUUAAGUUGUAUUCAUUCAACUUGUUUUUAUUAUUGCUUGUUAGCCGCCCUGAGCCCAGCCUUGGCUGGGGAGGGCGGGGUAUAAAUAAAAAUUUAUUAUUAUUAUUAUUAUUAUUAUUAUUAUUAUUAUUAUUAUUAGAGGGUUUCAGGUCUCCAUCUUCUGCCUCCGUGGGCUUCCUUGCCCAAGUAGCUGCUCUUUGAGAACUGCUUUCCGGGGAACUUGACCUCCUCUCUCUCUCCUCCCAGGUGUCGAAAGCCGCCGCAGACCUGAUGGCGUACUGCGAAGCCCACGCCAAAGAAGACCCUCUAUUGACUCCCGUCCCUGCUUCAGAAAACCCCUUUAGAGAGAAGAAGUUUUUCUGCGCCAUUCUGUAAACCUCACAGGAGCCUGUGACCCCAAUUUGGGCCGCCCUGGACACUGAUGUAGAGAUUUUUUCAGCAACGUGGACGUGUUUCCAGAGUCCACCCAAUUUAAAACAUAAAAUCAAAAUGGCCUGGAAGUUUACAGAGAAGUGCAUGAUCAAAAAAAAAAAGAAAACGGCUGCCUUCUUGGGAGAAUGGAAUGGUGAUGUUGCUCUACGUUACGAGGCUAAAGAUCUUGACAUCUGCAGAGUUGUCUGGAGAGGGAGGGGGGAAUGUGUAAAAGAGUAAAAUUGAUGUCCACUUACGCUCUUGCCAGACAAAAACCCUUUUGUCUUUUUCUUUCCAAAAAAAAAGAGGGUUGCGCAGAGCGUGGUUGAAAAGGGUUGUGUAUCUGUGUGUGUAUGUACAUAAUAUCCUUAUUCCUUUUUUGUGUCCCCCCCCCCAAAAAAAAUGUCACUCAGUUAUUUAUGUUGAAUCGUAAAAUUAUCGCAGCAGGUUAGAUUUAUUCCGAUGUUCCUUAGCAUUUGGGUCUUGUGUGUAUGUAGCAUUUUUAGAGUAGCGCCGCGCGAGGGGGACAGGGGCCCAGAAUUGCAGUUGCUGUUCAGCCUCGGCCAAUUUUGUUCUUUUCAAAGGAUUUAACUAAGGAUGUGCCAUAGCUUCGGAAGGGCCUGGGAGGCCGCCGUGUACAUUCCCGACGUAGUUACUAUCACUGUUUUUCUAACACUUGUAUUUGGUAGCUUUUUUUUUUUUUUUUGUUCUGCAAGUAAAAACUGUAUGUUGUGAUUGAUGGGGCAUUUUGACUCGUCCUUUU
Messenger RNA from Podarcis lilfordi (Lilford's wall lizard), 59533 nucleotides. The record is from the annotation of a GenBank genome assembly. NCBI's taxonomy places the organism in Eukaryota, Metazoa, Chordata, Lepidosauria, Squamata, Lacertidae.